UCGACUUCUGAAAACUCUUUAUUCAUCAUUUCUUCUUUCUCUUUAUCCUGACAUCCUUUUUUUUCAUACUCGUCCACCACCACUUCACUUUUUCCUUCUUAUAUCAAGGAGAAAUAUAUAAAAUAUAUAAUAUAUCCAUAAAACUGCAUGAAAACUUUGAAAGUCACACUCAUAUAAAGACGUUCACUGUGCAAAAGUUUAUAACUUUCUUUUUUUUUCCCCUGGAGCAUAAAGUACGAAACUUUUAGGUUCCUGUUUAAACGCAGAGUGAAACUUUCUUUACUCGUUGGUUUAUAUAUUUCUUUAUAUGUAUAUUAAAGCCUCUGAUCUGUAAGAAGCUUUCUCGUCUGAGUGAGUAAAACCAACCGACUGAGAGCAUCCUCAGCCUCAGAGCUAAAUGACCUCUCAGUGUGAGCAUCUCUCUGGAGGCGACAACAGCUGAAGAGGUCGCUCGAUAUCCUCUGUUUGUGUCAGAGAGGUGUGAACGUUACAGGACAGAGUCUCCUGAGAGGCUCAGCAUGCAGGAGGAGAAGAACAGUAGGAGUGAAGAAGAAGAAGAAGAGCGGGAGGAGGAGGAUGGGAGGGGAGGAUUCAUAUUGAUCGCAUUGAGUGAGGAAGAAGAAGAAGAGGUGUGAGGCCUUCUGGGUAAAAAGCCUCAGCAGAGAUGAUGUAAAAGAGGAGUUGCAACAACACCCCGAGACUGCUAAUCACAAACAUACACCAUGUGCAGUUUUUAAUGGCGGUAGAGGAGCUCAUAUUUAACCUGAUGCUGCAGAGCCGCCUCAGGCCGACCUGCUCAGCACUUUGAAGUCAGCAUCAUGUUAGAGGUGCUCUUCAUGCUGCUCUUCGAAUCAAACUUUGAGGAGACUCAGCGGGAAAUUCCCGGCUGAAGAAAGUUUGGAAAGAUCAGGGAUUACAUCAGUAAAUAAAUCUGAAACAGACUCACCAGAUACAGAGAGGUGGACUUGGAGAUAUCUAACAGAGUUUUAAGAAGACCUAGAACCGCCACGACCUCACCAUACUUUUCAUUUGCUUACAUGUUAAAGACUCCUGUUUUCAGCAACAUGGUGUUUUUAUAUGCAGAGAAAGUGACCAUAUUUAGACAAGAGGGCGGAGCUGGAGAGAAGGACACGCCUUUACCUUUCACAGUCAAACUAAGACAGUCAGAGCGUUUACAUGCACAGUGUAAUCUGACUAAGCUCAUAAUUCAUUUUUUUUCGCCGAAUCGCACUUCUCUCCUUGUCCGCGUAUACAUGCAGGUGAGAAAAUUGAAUUAUUGACGUGAAUGUGUCCUCCUCCCCAAAAACUAGGGGGCGAUAUGGGUCUAUUUGGCGGCACUGUUUCCAACCCCACACUCUGGUGUUGUGUCAGUCUUCUCGCUUCCACCUGUGACGCGUCUUUUUUCCCCCGGAAAGUCGUGAAAUCGCAUCGCGCUUGAUGUGUAUGGUCAGGCGUGUCAAAAUUUGCCUCCAAAUAUUUCAUAAUUUUGCGUCGUAUAUUUGCGUUGUUCCCGGUGUGUGACAACCUUAAUGUGUUUACAUGCACUCCUGUUGCCCGGUCUUAAUCAGAGUAAGGCAAUAAUUCGGUUUUCUCUAAUGUCAUGUAAACGUACUGACUGAUGUUUCUCCAUGUCAGAAAUCAGUCCUCUUCGUUUACAUCCUACAGGUCAGUCUGGCUGACCUUUGACCUGUGAGGUCCAGCCAAUUAGAAUGAGGGCGAGAAGGAGAGAGAGACUAAUCAGCUGAUCAAAGUUAUUGAUUGAUCAGUUUGUAGAUCUGCUGAGGAGAACCCAGCAGGAGGCUGCAGAGACACAGGUGACUGUGCUUUAUUAACCUGAUCGCAAGUUAGCGGGUAAUGAGGAUGUAAACAAGAAGCAGAGUGUCGCCAUGGAGACGGAUGAGCUACUUUUCCUUUUCUUUUCAUAGAUUUUAUUGUCUUUUCUUUUCUUGUCUUUAUUUUGUAGAUCACAGUAAAAUUUCAAACCAUGAUCAGUCAGAAACUUCUCACAGGAGUUUUAAGCCUUUUGUGUCUUUCCUCAGAUCUGCGGAUCCAAAAAUAUUGUCUGUUUUUUAUUAGUCUUUCUGCAAAACACCAGAAUAUUUACAACUUUUCUUACAACAGAAAUAAAGUUUAUCUCCCUCGGGUCUAAAACGUUUAAAUUUGUAAAUAGUUAUGAAAGCACUUUAACAAGAAGGAGAUACUUUUGGCUCCCUCCCUGCAGAGCUCAUAAAAAUUAAAACACUAAAUGAAAUCAAAAGUUAUUAAACUGAACAAUUAAAGGAACAAAUUCAUUAAAAUUAACUCCGUAUUAGAGAUUAAACUGCUGCUGGAUCGGUGAGAGGAGGAUUUUAUUCCGAUCAGACGUGAAACCAGCACUGAGAUCUUCAUGGUGAGUAUUUAAAGCCCUCUGAUUGGACAGUCUGGGUCACCCGGACACUUUCUGUCACCUCUCCUCGGGACUCUGGAAAAAAACGGAUGUGGGACCUGUUGAGGAGGAAAAAGAUCAGAACAUCGAAAAGCACCAAAACCUGCAAACACACCACCAGAACCAACACACCUGAGGGCGGACAGCGGCACCCUUACUCUCUUUUCUGCAUUUUCCUCCUGUGCGUAAAGAGGCGGAGAGUCUGCACGCGGGAUUUCUCCACGGACACGCCCAUAACCACAGAGAGAGAGAGAGAGAGAGAGAGAGAGAGAGAGAGAGAGAGAGUUUCCGUUUCCUCUCAACAGCACCUGUGUGACCGGAGCACGAGCUGCAGCUGCUUCUCCUCCAGCCUCUCGUCUUUUCCUCUCCAACUCGGGUCGGUUCGGCUCGGCUCGGUUCGGGUCCCCUCUCUCUCUGCAGCCGCUGGUGUCACCUCUCUCGGCGGGGGAAUCACUUUGUCGCAGCGGGUGUUUUCUCUGCGGAAGCACCGAGGAGAGCGGGAAAGGCUGGAAGGGAGACCCGGGGAGGAGCAUGUCUGAAGUGGGUCUGAGUCCGCUCCGGGUCCUGGUCUGGAGCGCGGGGUUCUCCUGAUACAUGCCUGACUUGUUGCUGCGGAAGGAAACACGAGGUUUAGAGGGGAAAAAAACAGGCCCGAGAAAGGAUUCACUCAAGAACCGGAUUCAACGAUUUGACGGAGUAAAGUGAAGCCAAAGAAGUUUGUUGGUGUUUUUUUCUGCUGAUUUAAAAAGUGAAAAGAAAAUUAAAACGUUUUUUCUCUGAGAGGACCCGCUGACUUUUGGUGGAUUUGUUUGUUUCCACUCUGAUUUGUAUGUUUUUCCUCCCCCGCGCCUCCUCAGCUCCGUGCGUAAAUCCUGUUUUUUUUUCCUGGAGAAACUCCGCUGCUCUCCUCCAUCUGUUGCCACCUCUCCUGAUGCUCUCUCGUUGCUCCUCCGCUUCUUGAACGUCCUCUAACGAGCCCCUCAGAGCUCUAGGACCGGGACCAGGCUCCAGGAGCAGCAUGGCAGCAGGAGUGGCGGCGUGGCUGCCGUUCGCCCGGGCGGCGGCUAUCGGCUGGAUGCCGGUGGCGGGCGCGCCCAUGCCGGUGCCGCCGAAGGAGAAGCAGCGCGGGACGGACGCGCUCAUCAUGCUGAAUGUGAGCGGCACAAAGUUCCAGACGUGGCGGGAUACGCUGGAACGGUACCCGGACACCCUGCUGGGCAGCACCGAGCGGGACUUUUUCUUCCACGAGGAAACCAACGAGUACUUCUUUGACCGGGACCCGGACAUCUUCCGCCACAUCCUGAACUUUUACCGCACCGGGAAGCUGCACUAUCCGCGGCAGGAGUGCAUCUCCGCCUACGAUGAGGAGCUGGCUUUCUUCGGCAUCAUCCCAGAGAUCAUCGGGGACUGCUGCUACGAGGACUACAAGGACCGGCGGAGGGAGAACCAGGAGCGGAUCCAGGACGACGAGGAGAUGGAUCAGACCAACGACCUGGUCGCUGCAGAUCUGAACUUCAGGGAGACCAUGUGGCGCGCCUUUGAGAACCCGCACACCUCCACCAUGGCCCUGGUCUUCUACUAUGUCACGGGCUUCUUCAUCGCGGUGUCGGUGAUGGCUAACGUGGCGGAGACGGUGCCGUGCGGCGCUGCGCCGGGCCGCGUCAGGGAGGUGUCGUGCGGGGAGCGUUACGCACUGGCCUUCUUCUGCCUGGACACCGCGUGCGUCAUGAUCUUCACAGUGGAGUACCUACUGCGCCUGCUCGCUGCGCCUAGCCGCUGGAAGUUCGUAAAGAGCGUGAUGAGCGUCAUCGACGUGGUGGCCAUCAUGCCUUACUACAUCGGCCUGGUCAUGACGGACAACGAGGACGUCAGCGGCGCCUUCGUCACGCUGCGCGUUUUCAGGGUCUUCCGGAUCUUUAAGUUCUCGCGACAUUCUGCGGGACUUCGCAUCCUGGGCUACACGCUGAAGAGCUGUGCGUCAGAACUGGGCUUCCUGCUCUUCUCCCUCACCAUGGCCAUCAUCAUCUUCGCCACUGUCAUGUUCUACGCCGAGAAGGGAUCCUCGGGCAGCAAGUUCACCAGCAUCCCUGCGGCCUUCUGGUACACCAUCGUCACUAUGACAACGCUGGGGUAAGUGUUACUGAGGGUGUGGUGUGGGCGUGGCUUUGGGUGUGUCACUGUGGACUAAAGAAGUUGAGGGCUGCUGGUUUAGUUUAGUGGUUCUCAACUGGUCUCACUUAUAUGACUUAUGCAUUUCAAAAUAAGCAAUUUUUCAAAAUAAAAGACAUGUCAAAUGCAUUGAAUAUUUACUUUUUUUACCAGCUAUUCGCGACUCAUCUAGAACGUGUCCGCGACCCACUUUUGGGUCGGGACCCACCAGUUGAGAACCACUGGUUUAGUUGAUUCUCUAAAGUUUGGAAAACCUGAGUCAGUUUUCAGAGUUUUGGUUCAUCACAGGAGUCAGUUUGGUGAUUUGACCCCAUGUUUACGUCUUUAGUAAAAACUGUCUCCUGUUUCUCAUCGAGGGUAAACCUGUUGAAUCAGAGAUCAGUGUGAGGAUAUGACAUUUUGAGAGGUCUGUCCUUCUGUGUUUCCUCAGUUUAAACUUGUUUUAAGUCAAGCCUCACUCUCAAAACUUCGGGCCCUCAGUGUGUGUGGACUCGGGUUUGGUGUUUCUGGAGGACGCAGGUUAAUCUGAGCUGAGGCCUUUGAGUUGUUGAAGCUCUGAGGUUUUCAUGAAGCUGAGUAGACAGACAGACUUUUUUACUGGUGGUUACUGUGAACUGUGUGACUGUGUUUUGUUCUGUUUGUGUUUUCAUUCCUGCUGGCAGUAAGAUAAAUUGCCCCUUGGAGAUAACAGGGUUUACCUUAACCUGAACCCUAACAGACACUUGAAUUUUCACCCGCUGUUAAAUGUGGUCUGUAUCAGGGUCAGAAACACUCCUCAUGAUCUGAUCUGAUCUGAUCUGUCAGUCCACACCAGGAUCAGCGACUUGAACAAUAAAACGCCACUUUAUUUACAAUCAUGAGCCUUUGCAUUCACACACAGCAGAAAUCUUCAUUUAUUGCAAUAGAUAUUUGUGUAUUUGAGCUGUUAGAUGGACACCUGGGUGUUAUAGUCAUGCUUUAAUAUCAAACUGAUGCAUUCAGGUGAAGUUUUAUGCAGUUGUCAGAUGAUAUCAGAGUAACCUGAGAUCAUUCAGAGAUAAACAAGUUGAGUUUUGGCGGAUUUUUGAUUCAGGUGAAACAUGAAACAAACACAGGUAAUGCAGGUAAAGAGCUAAACAGGAUAUUUCCAUCUUAAUUGUCUAAAUAUUCAUGAAAAACCCUCAUCUGGACAUCUUUAUUUCCUACAUUUUAUCAUAUCACAGUAAAAAUUGCAGAAAGACGGCCUGUUUUCUACCACAGCUCUUAUCUGUCCUCCUCUCAGUGCUGUCCUCUGACCUCAGACGGCUGUUUUCUGUUUUCUUUUUUUCCUGAAAAUGAUUUCCACUAAACUUCAAUCCCUGCAGCUCUGUGAAUGAUCUGAUUUCACAGCGAAAAUCUCUGUUUUUCAAACAGCUGCAGAGAAACGGUGGAGGUUUGAUGUCUCUCAUGUUGGUCCUCUUUCAUUGGUGAAAGUUUAAAAGUUGAAGAAAAACUUGAAAGAGUCGGUUAGAAAGUUUAAAAGUUUGAUCUGAAAGUUUUUUGUGUCGGAGGAAGAAAAAUAACUUCAAAGAGAAACGGCUUUUUCCAAAAUUACCUCCUUCAAUCGAAAUGAGCUGAAACUGGUUCAAGUCACAGUCAUCAAUAAACUCUCUCUCUCUUUCUCUCUCUCUCUCUCUGUAUGUGUGUGUGUGUAUGCAGUAACCCCUCAGUAACCUCAGUCUGCACUGAGCACGCUCCAUGCUGUAAAUCUCUUCAGUUGUAGUUUAAUUCAGUUUGAGGAUCAGUCUGUCAGGAAAUAAAAUCACACAAUCACACCCCUCCUCCUCCUCCUCCUCCUCCUCCUCCUCUCUCCUUUUCUUUUCUUUUUCCUCAUUUCCUUCUCCUCUCUUUCUUCUCCUCUCCUCCUCCUUUUCCUAAACUCUCUCCAUCAGCCUCUGGGUACAGUUACAGCUCAAACACAGACAUAUUUUCCUUCACGUCUCACAUUAUUUUUUAGUUUUAAUCAGCUGUUUGUGGUGUUCUGGUCUCUGUACGGGGUGUAGACGCUGAAUAGUUGACCGCUGUUGAACCAAAUACAAAGACUGACAACAGUUAAAGGGAUAAAAUUAAUUUAGGGUCAAACACACUGUAACACCGAGUUAGACACCCUGUUGAGAGAUGAAUGUUGCUGACCGCUUUCUUCUCUAGUUAUACCAACUUUAGUAACCACUGCAGGAUAGCAAUAUACAGUAAAAAUCCCUUUAAGACGAGGUGAUAUAAAAUAUAGACCCCCUGUCUGAAGAGCAAAAAGAAACAUAUGCAGCAGUUAGCUGAGGAGCUUUCACAAGUCCUGCUUGAGUCUCUGUUUCACUUGAACACGGAUGACUCUCGACAAACAAUAAAGACCAUUCAGCAGAUAUUCCUGUUAUGAACAAUAAAAGUAAAUGAACCUUUCAGAGAGAGCUCUUUAAGAACUGCUUACAAAUGUAAAAAUGUGAAUGUGUUGUCUGUCUGAGGCGGAUUUCUCACAGAUACAGACAGUUUUGGUCUCUUUGAACCAGACUACUGUAAAACUGGACCCACUUUAUCACCACAUGUUGGACAGGCAGCUGUAGAUGGAUCUGGAUCUGAGAAGGAGCUGUCAGGGCCUGACAGACACAUUCAUGAUCACACUUUGUCCCCUCUUGGCGUGAGUUAUGGGAUUAAUUGAACCACAUGUGCACUUGAGAGCAUGUGGCACAUCUAUCUUUUCUGGUUGCUCGCCUUUCCCAGACUUUUGACCUGACGUCCACAGAUGAAGAGUCUACUCACUCGUGUUUGUUUUGUUGGACUCUGAAGCUGUCUGGGUGUCUGUGUUUUGAUGCAAAUUGGUUCAUCAUCUCAUCCUAACUAGUCACACAUAAAUAGGCGAGAAGCACAAGCAAAAAGUUCCUCACAGAAGUUUUAAAAAGUACAAAUAGAGUAUCUCAGUGGUUGUUUGAUUCUCUGUCCGUGGUGCUGAAACUGAUUUUCUCAGGGUUUGUUUAGCCUGGCGCCAAAACUGCCGCACCUGUUGAACUCUUUGUGUUGCUAAAAUUGAUGUUCCUAUUGUUCGCUCUCCAUGGUGCUGAAACUUGUUUUCCUGUCUUUCUCUGUCCGCGGUGCUGAAACUGAAUCAUCUCUUGUUUUCUGUCUGCGGUGCUGGAAUCAAGCUGGUCUGUAAAAGUUUCUGACUCUCUCUGAGAUCAGCAAACUUUUAAAAAAACUUAUUUUAGCAUCCAAACUCUCUGAGCCUUUUUUUCCUAUCUGCUUUAUGUUUAUUUUUUCUUUAUUGUUGUAUCAGACUUUUCAGUUUCUGCUGACUCAUCAGGAACAGAUGACAGAGGACUUAGAAGUCAGUUUGUAAUUAUCGAAAAAACACUAAAAUGACAAUAAUUCAUGAUUCUAAUGCAGGAAAGUUAGUCUUGAUUCAUUUUUUUCACUUGAUCUGAUAAUUAGUUGAAAGUCUAAGCAGUCACCUUGUGUCAGUCUGGUUACAGUGAUCAUGUGUGUUUAAAGUCAGCCGUAUCCUGCUCUCUGAAUGGCUCUAGAAGUCUCAAAGUUUACAGACUGCUCCUUAAAUAAAAGUUUAAUUCUCUUUUAUUGAUCAGUAUGAACUCCUGUUGUGUGUGGUGGUCUGUAAACCUCAGCGUGGUGAACUCGGACAGGCUGGAUGUUGUUUCUGUGGCUGAUGUUGGUGAUUUCUCUGCAGCUGUUAUUUCUGUGGAGCAGACGGUUGAUAAUUCAUGAGGAACAAACAGGAGCAGCAGGUGAAGCUCCAGCUGAAGCUCCUGUAAGAUCACAGAGUCGGUUUUUAACAGGAAAGAGAAAAAAAAUCAUUUUUCGAGAUUUGUUUAGCCGCCGCUUCAUCCUCUUCAGUUCACUACAACAGCCUACUCACUGAGCUCGCCACUUUACACAGCCACUGAGAGGUCAAAGGUCAUCCUGUGUUUCCUUUAAAACAUCUUAAAGCGGAGGUUAACUCCUGCUGCUGCUGCGGGGACGAGGAGGUGAACGAAUCAAACACGUCUCUCAGAUCAGCUGGAGACGUUCUUGUUUUAACGCCACAGUUUGUCUGUUAUGUAAUUAUGCUAGUGUUUGUUUGCUAGUGUGUAUGUGUGCGCUUGUGUGUGUGUGUUUGUGAAAAUGUGUGUGACUCUUUUAUCCAUCAGCUUGUUUACAGCAGCUGCAGUCUGAUGUUCUUAUUGUUUCUGCAGCUUGUCGCGUUUGAAACACAAUACAGGUCUUUGUGAGGCAGUGUAAACAAACACACGCAUACACGUGCGCACACACAGGCACAUGCACACACACACACCUGCUGCUAUGAUCACAGGUUGUAUAACCUCAGAGGGGAGAAAACCUUGAAGCAGACAGUGAAGAUGUUUUUUGGUGUCGGUGUCAGUUUUGAUCAGACUGAGAGGAGGAGGAGGAGGAGGAGGAGGAGGAGGAGGAGGAUGAAGAUGAUGAUAAUAAUGAUGAUGAAGAUGGGCGGUGUGCAGUGAGGAGGAGGAUCCUUAAUAAACUGUUUAUAAUCAGUCAUGAAUAGCGUCUCCUCCCGUGUGGGCGGAGCUUAAUCUGGUCUGUCUCGAUUUUCUGUCAGCUUCUUGUCUAUUCUUUGUAGAUUUCCUCCUCCUCCUCAUUCUUCCUCCUACUUCUCCUCCUCCUCCUCAUUAUUCUCUCUUAGAAAAGCUUCAUAUGUUUGUCUUUUGAAAUCCGAAACCUAUUCUUAAUUGUUAGUGUGGUCCUGCUCUUUACUGUUCAUCAAUUGACAGUCAACACAUGAGCUUUGUCUAAAGGGCAAUGGUCACGAUAAAAUCUCAUGUAGACAGAAGGUCUCUCUGUUUGUAUGCAAAUUUUAAUAACUGUUUACCAACCGAGCUGAAACAACCACAACUCUCUGUUAGUCUAGAACAACACCUGUGGGCUAGUUUAGUGAGGAAACUCCAGCCGCUCUGAUUUCACACCUCAUUCACCUGACAAACACGCUCUUAUUUUGGCGGUCUAUGUAAGCUGACCCAGCAUAGUUAUCCUCCCUCACUGCCCUGCAGAUGUCAGAUCACACAAAAACAAGAGAUUAGAAAAUGGAUCUAACAGAGGAGAGAGUAGGGCUGGGCGAUAUGGCCUCAAAUCGGUAUCAGGAUAUAUUGAGCAGUUCACCUCGAUAACGAUAAAUGGACGAUAACUACUCCACAAGCUGCUCACCCCCUCCAACAUUAACUUAGUCUACUUCAGCCGCUACAACUUUUAACCGUCCUCCAUCUCCUCACCUGACUUUCCCUCUUUGUUAUGGACUGGAUUGGAUGGAUUCACGUCUCUGACGUAGGACAGCAUCUUAAAGGGAUAUUCCGGCAUGAAAUUAAGUUAGGGUCAAAGACACCGUAACACCAAGUUGGACAUCCCGUCGAGAGAUGGCGGGGUGACACAGCUCGAGGAAGAACAUUUAUGAUCAUUACUUUAUCAUUUCCUUGAAGAAAUUAUCACCAUAUUAAUCAUUUUGCACUGCAGACGCAGUAGUUCUUCUGCCUUAGCGUCUCGGUCUGAUUGCAUUUCCAUGAAGAAAUUAUCAUAAAUGUUCUUCCUUGAGCUGCGGCACCCAGCUGUAGUCCGUAAUGGACUGGCCCGAGGUCUCACUACAAACAAGCAGCUGCUGGAAGAGAGUAGGUGAGUUGGGUUUCAUCUCUUUGCUAGAGUGUGGUCAUUACUAAAGUUGGUAUAGCUAGAGAAGCAAGCGGUCGGCAACAUUCAUCUCUCGAGGGUGUGUCUAACUCGGUGUUACGGUGUAUUUGACCCUAAAUUAACUUCACGCCAGAAUAUCCCUUUAAAGGGACAUGGGACCAUAGCCUACCUACACACAUCCAAAACCAACUUCGAUUUAUUUAUUUUUUUGACAAACACAAAUGUGUUUUUUCUGACUGAACUGGAGGUCAGGGUUUUGUUGGUUAUUGAAGGGUUAAACAGUGAACAGAGAAGCUGAGGAGCCCUGUGUCACAUGUUGGGCUGUGUGCCACUUAUACCUAUACACAUACUGUACACCUGUAUGUAUGUAUAUGUAUGUGUAUGUGUGUGUGUGUGAGUCUCAGGUUGCAGCUCCCUGACCCGUCUGCAGACCUGAACAAACACAUGCAUGUUUUAUUCAGUCCAUCCUGACCUGCUGCUGCUGCUGUCUGCAAAAACUGACCUUCUCUGCUCCAACUAAUCCAGUUCAACAGGCUGCUGUCUGGUUAACUUCAUCCUGGUUAUUGACCAGAUAAUCUAGCUCUGGUGGACAGCUUUGAUUGGUGGUUUUAAGGAUAAAAAUCAGCUCUUAAAGACAGGAGAAAGUUGGUUUAACUAAGUGCAGCAGAGAGUCAGGCUUAGAGGUUUAGUGGACCGGUAUCGAGCAGGUUUCGUUUUUGUCCAUUCAGGCCAGCAGACAGCAGGAUUACGGGGUUGAUUUAUGUCCAGCAGGACAGGCAGGGAGGAGAUGGGCUAAAAGGAGCUUGGAUUGAGCUGCGGAAAGUCCAGUUUGAUUUGAUCAGACCAGAAAGAGACCGUCUGUUUAGUGUCAGUCCAACCUGCAGCAGCGGCAACUCUUCAUGCACGUUAAAAAAGCUUUUAUAUUCCAUUCCCAGUUCCCAGGACACAGUGGACGACUUAGUUUCAGUCUGAAAGAGCGACAGAGGAAGAGCUGCAGGUGAAGCAUGUUAAUCAAUCUCUGGUACCAGCUCCUGAUCUUUACACCUGCUGGUAUCGACCUCCAUGUUGAAGCGUUUCCUCUUUGCCGGCUUGACAACUUCCUCUCCUCCUGUAUUCGCUCCUCUGUCUCCUCCUGUGUGUGUGUGGGAUGAGCCGUCUUUAAUGCCGCUAAUUAAAUUAAUGCAUUAGCCGCUCUGAACACACACCCUGGCUCUGUCUGUGUGUGUUAGUGAUUAUUUUUAAUGGGCUCUGUAAUGAAGCCACCUCAGAGGAGCAGCCGAGCGCUGAAGAUGGUUUGUGUCGUCAGAUCGUCCCUGAACGCUGCUCCUGUUUAAUUUGGAAAUGACCGUUUUAAUGACACUCAGAGCGACGCAGAGACGACUGAUCCUGGACGCUACGCAAUUAGACCGAGCUGAUGAACGCUCUCAUUAGGGGGAGGAGGAGGAGGAGGAUUUGCAUAUUUGGAGAGUGAUGAGGCUUUUCCAAAAAACCCCUCAGACUGACAGCCCAGACGGAUGGCGCUGACCUGGAAACUACAGUCAGAGCUGAACGAUCGAAUCAGAGAGAGCCGAGGUUAUACUGAGGAGGACCUGCUGCACGUUAAAGCAUCGCACUGAUCUCAUCAAACAGCAGACAGCAAAGUUCAAACAUCUCUUAUUGAGGACUUUCACUGUUUCCAGGAACAUCAAUUAUUAACGUCUGACAGCUGACUUUAAAAAGUCCUUCUUUACUUUGACGGUCUGAUCCUGGAGUUCAGUUUGAACCUCGUUUGUGGAUGCAGAGAUGAACUGUGUUGAUGGAUAAUGGUUUUUGAAGUGUUUCAGAGCCCAUGCAGUGAUCACCACUACAGAGUCCUGUCUGUUUUUAAUGCAGUACAGAUCAGGUUGUUUUUCUCUGUGUGUGUUUUAACAUAAAGACCUUAAAGACACGAUCAUACUAUCACUAUCUGUGCUCCUUUCUUCCUUUUUUUUUCUCCAUCAAUCGUUCCCUGGAGGUUUAACUACCUCCCCUCCUUACACACACACACACACACACACACACACACACACACACACACACACACACACACACACACACUCCCCCCUCUCUCCCCCAUCAUCAUCAUCUCAUUCUCUUUGUGACGAGUCAGCCAAAACCAACAGAAACGGUUUAUCUGAGUCCUCUGUAAGAACAGGAAGGAAAAUAAUCCUGUGUGUGUGUGUGUGUGUGUGUGUGUGUGUGUGUGUGUGUGUGUGUGUGUGUGUGUGUGUGUGUGUGUGUGUGUGUGUGUGUGUGUGUGUGUGUGUGCUCAUUGAUCAGAGCUGGCUGUGAAUUUCAAUGACGGAGUGCUAAACACACAGCUGCAGCUCUCUCUCUCUCUCUCUCUCUCCCUCUCUCCCUCUCCCUCUCUCUCUCUCUCUCUCUCUCUCACUCUCACUCACACACACACACACACACAGAGUCACAGAGCCCCUUUAUUUAAAGCAGCAGCAGCAGAUAAAAAGAUGAAAACUCCUCAGAGACGGUGAGCUCUUCAUCUCUCCCUCGGCAUGCUGGGAUCUCAGAUCAGCUGAUGACAGCAGAACCAGAUCUACAGAGACUGGAGCCUAUAUGAGGGUCCAGAGGCCUGUUGUGGACCCCUUAGUUGUUGUAGUUGUGGUCUCAGAGUCUCCAUUAGUUCAGACCUGCUGCUGUAACCGCCUCAGUUAGAAGAGAACGGCUGAAGUCAUUUUUAAUCUUGUAAAAUCUCUCUGUGACUUCUUCAGCAGUUUUCCUGUUUGUUCAUAAAGAAAUGAUUUCAUUAUGUGUGGAUUUUUUUACAGCCUCUGUCAGCACUCUUCAACAGUUGUGGAUGUGGUUCAGUUUGCUCUGUCUGUAAACUGGUCUCCAUGCUGUGAAGGCUGGACAAUAGGUCUGGGCGAUUACAUCAUCGUGAUUAAUGAUCGUGAUAAAUUUCAGUUCAAUCACAGAGAUCAGCUGUGAGCAUAUUUACUGUGUCACAACAGCCAAUCUGAGUCGAGCUUUUUCUGCUCAUUUCUGUAAGUUGCCGGAGAAGUAAACAGAAGUAUAAAGAAUGACCGAUCAUGGAGCUGAGGGCAGCAAAAUAGAUGUCAGCCAUGACUUUGAGUCAUCCUCCUAAGAUAUUAUUGCUGAGAAGUUACUCAACGUCCGUUAUGUGUCAGUGGUUCGGGUAUCUCCAAAGUGAGGUAGAGCAAUUAAGCCAGUGUGCAGUGUGUGUCGGCGGUCAGUGCCCUCAAAAACCGGCAACACAACAGAUCUGUGUAAUUAUUUGAUGAAGUACUUCCAGAGUGAUUAUGCGGAAAGCAUGAAAAUGUGAGCGCAGUCUGCACAGCCUGUCACUGCUGACGCUGAUGACGGCAGUAGUAGCAUUAGCAGUUUAGCCACAACUAGCGGUGCAGCUACCAGACCAAAGCAGCAGUCAAUAGUAUCAUCUACGUUUACAUCAUCUAAUGUUUACAUUUAAGGUGUCUUCAUUAUCCCUGAGGGGGUGAUUUGUUUAUUUUGGGUCUUACAUACCUGCAAAAACACUCAGGACUGUAAACUAGUUCACUGUAAUAUUUAUCUACAUUUGUUGUAUUGUUGAGUUAAAAUGUUUUUUAAAAGUGUAUCUUACUCAAUUUGCUUUGUUAUUUACUUUGUACGUUAACCCUUCUAGUUUCUUUAGUUUUUAGUACAGAUGCUUUAAAACUGGCAGUUUAAAAAACAAACCGUGAUAAUAAUCGAGAUCAGACGAUAUGACAAAAUAUAUCCUGAUCUUUUUUUUUUGCCAAAUUGCCCAGGCCUACUGGACAAAGACAGGUUUUAUUCAUACAUUAUAUUUUCAGACAUCAAGUCCAUCCAUUAAAAAGAAACUGAGACUUUCAAAUCCAGAUUUAGAUCGAGGAAUGACUCUGAAACUCCAUCAGAUCUUUAUUUACAGUGUCCAACACAGACACAGUCGUCCUCCUCAGGGUUCUCAGGUCACUCUGAUCCUGUGAGAAUCAGAAAUUUGUCAGCUGUAAGCAUGACUCAGCGUUUUCCGGCCUCUGUAUCACCCCGCUGUCACAUGUGGUCCAGGAGCCACAGGGGGCCUCUCUGUUCUGAUCUCAUCUUAUGUCAGACCUGGACGCGGAUCAGGUUGCCUCCUCUUAGUGACCUGAUCUCCGCUCAGUCCACCACAAGGGGAUCUGUUCACUCCACAUGGCACCUGUCCGCACCUGUGACCUGUGGCCCCGCCCACAGACUUCAUCACACCUGGACAUAUUUAGGAGCCACAUGACGACACACCUCAACCUGUUACAUCAUAUGAGCCCAGAAGACACUGAGAAUCAUCAUGGGGUCUGAGGGGUGCCCUCUUCUGUCAAAUCCUGUUCCUGGCAUAUUGUGGUGACGGUGUUAGGUUCCACCCCUGCACCUGUCCUUGUAUCUCCGGCAGGUGAGGUUCGGACAUCCGAUCUGAGCAACUGAAUACAAGAUAGAUACUGAUGAGUCUGUGUCUGCAGGUGGGGUCAGGGUUAAAGCUUCACCUGAGAGUUAAGAGCUCCUCCUGAGGGUUGGAGGUUCCUCUCGAGGGGUUAAGAGCUCCUCCUGAGAGUUUAGAGCUUCACCUGACACGUGGAGCUCCGCUGGAUCGCCGGCAAUUCCACGUGACACCAUUAAUAUUGUUUACAGUUUCUCGGAAACUAUACUGUGUAUCUCUAUGGGAUGGAAAGUGUUCAAACGCUUACCCUUUUGGCGACCUAUUGAGGGUUUCCAGGCAUUUCUACACCUGCCACAAGGUUUACAAUCCAGCCACAAAAACAGGUGUUUGAUCAAAGACAUUUGAUGGUAAAUCCGUGGUGAUAUGCCAGUGAUUAUUUAUCAUAUUGUUGUGAUAAAAAAAGAUUGUUGUUGUUAAAUGCCACUAAUGUCUUCCGGGUUUGACAAGCUGUUUUGUUGAUGUCAAACUUUCGACCAAUUACACGGUCUCAUAUUCUUCUUCUAUUGUUCCCGUGAUGGUAGUGUCCAAUAAGAGUCAACCAAAGAUCAACAAGAGACAAGAAAGUUCCCUUCUUGUCAAAUUAAGAAGUAAUGGUCCUCAAUGCUUGGAAACAAGCAAAGAAGAGAUUAUGAGCAGUAUGAUGUGGUCUUCUGUCUCAUCCCAGACAGGAACUGCUUCUAGGAGUGGCAUAAACAACUGUAAAUAGCAAAAAACACCUGGAAGAAUUAGUGUAAAUAUGUAAAUAGUUUCUGUUGUGUGUUUGUUCCAAUCCCAAUAUUUCUCCUCCUGAUAGCCAAGACUUGAGAGACUGAUGUGAAGGUGAGAAAAGGCUCAGUCGCUGUAGAUUUAUGUGGUUUUUUGUGCGAAGUACUGUUGGUUUCCAUUUCCAUUUUUGAUUUUUGGUUGAUUUUGAUGGUUCUGAAUCUACUGUCACAUUCAUUUGACAUAAUUUUUGCACCCAUAGACUGACAGCUGAGGUUGUCCUGAAAAAAGAUGUGAAUAUACUUGCUGUGCUCGAAAGGAUAGAGUUGCUACAUAGAUUUUUACAAAAAAAAUCAGGCGGACCAAAAAUAGUAAAAUAUAGCUGGGAGUUCUCAGGGUUAAAGCUUCACCUUAGAGUUUAGAGGUUCCUCCUGGGAGUUGAGAGGUUCCUCUUAAGAGUUUAGAGCUCCACUUGAGACCUUGGAGCUUCACCUGACAUGUGAUAUCUUCACCUGAGAGUUUAGAGGUUCCUCCUGAGAGUCGAGAGCUUUACCUGAGAGUUUAGAGCUUCACUCGCUGCUUCCUGGAGCCGUUUUCUUGUUGGAGCUGAUGGAGCGUUUCCUCCUCUUUGUUUCGUGAGAUUAAAAACAGACUGGAUAACUCCCCGAGGAUACGGAGGAACAAUAAAACUCAAUAAAACUCAAUAAAACCCCAUAAAUGCUAAAAAGCAGCAUUCAACUGCAUAAACCAGAAUAAAGCAGGGUAAAACAGGGUAAAACUGUGAAAUCACAGGGCCUCAGAGUUAUGAAACAGGAUAAAAAUGGUAAAUUUGAGCAGCCACAGUUUUUUUUUGUCGGAGUGAUUGAUGAUCUGUGUGAAUACAGUCUGAAUAUUUUCGUCUCUUUUUGAUGUUUUUCUCAUUAAAACAGAAAUAAAUCCAUUAACACGUCCUCACUGCAGCGUGCAGAAACAGGAAGCACAUUAAGCGCUAAUAUGCUAACGCUGCUAUAAAUCUAACCAACUGUAAUAACUGCAAACAGGAAGCACGACUCCUACAGCUCUCCGUCUUUUAUUAGAACAGACCGAGACUUUCUGUUUUUAUGACUUUCUGUCUGCAGAGAUCAGACCUGAAACACUGCGAACAAUCACUCACACUGAUUUUCUAUUUGUCUGGAUUUACAUUUAACUUCAUUAUUAACUUUACAGUCCUCAGAGCUCUGCAGACUUCAUCACUUCAUCUGGGAGAAAUCUGAUCUUUCUCUCUAGACAGGAGGGUGGACAUGAACUUUAAGAUGACAUUUACUUCGACCAAAAACAGUUAAUGAAACAGAUUGAUCUUCACAUUUUUUUCACGGUCUGUCAUUAAAACCCAGAGAAGUUAAAAAAAAUGUGAAAAUUAUUGUCGCAGUGUCCUCUGAUGUGUCCGACAUCGAAGAACAUAAAGAGUUGUAAUUAACAAAGUGAAAUAUAAUCCUCACUUUAAACAAGAUUAAAGCCAUACCUGUGUAUUACCUGUGACUUUAUACUAUUGCUUAGGCUCAUUUAUAUUAAACUUAUUAAAUUAAUCCCUUAAUUUGUUUACUUGUUUAUUAGAUUAUUUUAGUUUAAUCUCACAACUCUUUAUUUAUUUCAGAUGAUUAUAACUUUUUUAUGAGCCUGUGAUAUUUUUCUCCUUAUGUUCUAAUCUCCUUAGUUGAAGAUCUUUCUUUUUUUCUGUUUCUUUGUGUUUAUUUAUUUACUUUUAAUCUUUUUUUCUUGUGCUGCUUGUGUUUUUUAGAUUUCUCUCCGUUUGACUUGUUCAUUUUUUAUUCAGUUUCCCCCUUGAGUUUUUGCAUUUUGCUUUGGUGGUCAAAGCUCUCAGUAAACAUUUGUUUUUAAAGGUGCUUCAUUAAUAAAGUUAUGAUUAUAAUUAUUAAUUCAGUGAGCAGACUCUGUUAAAGGUAAUACCAGUGCAUAAAAGUGUCACGAGCAGAGCAAUGAUAGAAAGAGUUUGAUUUCUUAAACAAAAAGUAAAUAACACCGUACGAUGAAAAUAACAGAGGCUCUAGAGUCGAGCCCUGUGGGACGCCACUAGGGGUGUCCCGAUACAACUUUUUCACUUCCGAUACGAUACCGAUUGUUAGAGCCAUUUGUGCACUACUAAUAAUUUGACAGAUAACUGAUCGUUUUUGUUAUUUAUCCUGAUUAGAAUUCUGAGAGACUGAACAGUUGUAUAGUUUUACUUUAGAGUUUAAUUGAAGCCGAUUACUACUGCACCUCUCCUAUUGGACGAGACAUGUAAUGUGAGACCUUCGGGUUUUUCUUGGGUAAUUAGUGCAGCUGUGGGUCUUUAAGAGCACAAUAGUUUUUGACUGUGUUUACAUCGGGUCUCGAUUUCAUCAUUAUUAUUUGUAAAAAGUAUUGUUUUGUUAUGCAAAGUAAACCUCCAAGUAAAUUCAAGAAUGGAAAGAUCGACGACUAUAGUGUUUUAUUAUGGAGAUACAAAUCAACUACAUGUUCUAGUGCGUCACCUCAGAGGGUCUUCAAUCAUUAGAUGGUGCUGCACUCGCAUCGAUAUUGUAGCCUUAAGUAUCUACCGAUACUGAUAUUGUAGCCUUCAGUAUCAGCCGAUACAAAUAUUGAUCCACAUAUCCACAUUGGCACAUACUUGUGCAUGACAAGUUUCUUACUCAGCUGCAACGUCUUUUUCAGACUUUAACGAAAAUUACUGCCACACAGCCAGUAUCACUCCUACUCCUUGCUACUUUUUCAGUACCUUAGUACACACUGUUGUUGUGAUCGCAUGGGCUCUGCAUGCUGGAUCAGGGCGCUGCUAGAUAGCAGUGCUGGAGUGGAGUCUGGAAUGGACUGCUUGUAUCGGAGUGCUGACAUCGGAGAUUUUAGAUGCAGGCCAAUACAAUCCAAUUUAUUUUUUUUUGGCAGCUAUCAGACUGAUAUCAAUAUCAUAUCACAUGUAAAAGAAGCAUGUAGAACAGUUUCCAGUUACAACUGAAGAGGUGUUUUUCUCUCACGUAUGGACACCUCUUCCCCGAUAAUCUGAGAAAACUAAAACCUGGUCUGUUCGAAUUCCUGCAGGAACUUUCAGGGAAACUAGCAUCACCUUUAUCCUGAUUUGACCUGAACUUGUGUGAAUAGUAUUUUCAGACAAAAACACUUUGGUGUAUGUUAAUUUUAUUAGCUUUUUAAUGGUCUACCUUAGUGCUUAUGGUCUUUUUUGUUUUCAUAGACUGUAAAAUAGCCUCAUUAUGAUUUUAGCAUAAGCAGCUAAAAACUCCUCACAGGAGAGUUAAAUGUGAAUUUUAUGCAGUGCUUUAGGAGGUGUACACCUGGGGUAAUUUAACAAAAUAAAAGCCCAGAAAUUAAAUGGUAACUUAAAAAGAAGUAAUGUGACUCAAAGUUGUAGAGAGUGUCUUUUUAAUCUGUAAUAACCUGAAAUCAUUUUAUAAAACCAGAGUUUUUAUUAUAACCUGACUGUUUUAUUACCUCAGAGUGUUUCUGAUGUUUACCUCCUGAGAUCCGUGUGUGUGUGUGUGUGUGUGUGUGUGUGUGUGUACAGCAGCUAACACAUUCAGGCAUUCAGGCCAAAGGUAGACGAGUUGCCAUGGUGACGCCCGGGACCUGGUCAGCUGAUUGGCUCUAAACUGGUUAAGUCAGAAAAAGAUGAUAUUAAACCGUCGAUGAGAAGAUCUGUGUGUGUUUCUGAUUCUGAUCCAACAUGACGCACAAACUGCUGCUUCAGGCUUUAUUUUACUCUUCUACUUUAUUAGUUUAUUUCUCUUUGGUUUUAUUAUAUUUUUUUAUGUUUUGUAUUCUGUCUCCAUUUUUAACAGUCGGUCUGUAAAAAGAAGCUUUUGUCCUCAGAGACUGUACAUGCUGCCUCUGUUAAAACUACCCUCUCUCUCACACACACAGUAGAGCAGACUGUCCCUGUUCGUAUAAAUAUGUAUUUUAUUCACCUGUUUGAUCAGACAGGUGUAUAAAACUACAACAAAACUCUGUGAGCACAUUUAUUCAACAUGUUUGUGCUCUGAAAAAGUGAACAAUAAAUGUGUCUGACAGUCUGCAGCAUUCAGAUGGAUAAAUACUGUAAACUCACACACACACUCACACACACACACACACACACACACACACACACACACACACACACACACACAUACUCACUCACACACACACAGACGACAAUAAACAGGCAGUGAGUCAGUGUCUGGACAAACUCUUGUCCUGCUAGAAUAAAUAAAACUCAGUGAGUGUGUUUGUGUGUCAAAGUGUUCUGGUUUCUGUCACACACACACAUCCAGAUGAGUCAGUGUGUGUGUGUGUGUGUCUGUGCAUGUACUUCAUAAACAGACCACAGCUUCUGUUAAUCAGAGGUUAGAGUAAAUAUCACUCUUGAUUGAUUAUCAGAGCUAAUAUUCAGCGUUGGGAGCAUUGUUGAUCGAUUAAUUACCAAUCACUGAUAAGUUAACCCUUUAAAUUUCACGUUUAUGUCAGAGUAUCAGUUUAAAGCAAAAAGAAGUCAAACUGGAGGUGAGCCUGUGUACUUUGAGUAGGGCUGGGCGAUAUGACCUCAAAUCAGUAUCACGAUAUAUUGAGCAGUUCACCUCGAUAACAAUACAUGGAUGAUAACUACUCCACAAGCUGCUCAUCCCCUCCAAUAUUAACUACGUCUACUUCAGCCGCCGCUCCAGCUGCUACAACUUUUGAAGCAUCUAAAAGUGACAUGAGACCAUAGCCUAGCUACACCAAAUAUACCAAAUAUAUUGAUAUGGGCAAAAUGACGUUUGUUAUUGUUGUAAAUUUUGGCUACCUUUAAGCCUUUGAGUGGUUUUGGUGUCAGAAAAGAGGAAUAGCUGCUGCCCCCUAGUAAUAACAGACUCUGGUUUGUUUUUGAGGAUCCCUCUAAGAGCUUUAAAAGAUUCACAUGUAUUUAAAGUAGCUAUUAAAGGGAUUUGUCAUUAUUUUCAAAAAGACGCUGUAUGAGUUUUAGGCUACAAUCGAUGUCGGCUAUCAUGGCCCCUUUCAAUAGGAAACUUCAGGGACCUCCUGCACACAAGACUUUGCCGCAUAAUUUAGCUCAUUUAGGGACUCUGACCUACUCAUCUCAAUUUAAGUGUACACUCUACUAUGGCUGGGUGAUAUGGCCUCAUAUCAAUAUCAUGAUAUUUUGAGCAUUUCACCUCGAUAACGAUAAAUGGACGAUAACUACUCCACAAGCUGCUCACCCCCUCCCACAUUAACCAUGUCUACUCCAGCCGCAGAUCCAGCAGGUAAAACUUUCUAACCGUCCUCCAUCUCCUCACCUGUCUUUCCCUCCUUGUUACAGACUGGAUGGGGUGGAGUCACGUCUCUGACGUAGGACAGCGUCUUAAAGGGUCAUGAGACCAUAGCCUACCUACACACAUCCAAAACCAACUUUUAUUCAUGUAUUUUUUUGACAUUGAGUAUUCGGAUACGGGCAAAAUGAUGUCAGUUAUUGUCAUAGAUUUCAGUAUUGGUAAAUUUUUGGUUUUUCACCCAGCCCUACACUCUACUGCAUUUACAACUUUACUUUAGGAGUGUUUUCUAGAAAACCUCUUUGGGUUACACUGGAGGGAGUUUUUGCGUCUCAGUUGGCAGUAUACAUUUUCCUGUUUGUUUUAUUUUGGAGGGUUUCAGCCUGACAGGGUGCAGGGUGAACAUUUUUAGAGCAGAAAUAAAUAAAAAUAAGAAAAGAGAAAAAAAACUAAACAUGUCUCAAAGAGAGAGUGUUGCUGCUGUGAUUUCUGCUGUGAAUAAAUCUGAAUAUAGAAACACAAACACAUGAUGAUCCUGACAGAGAGGGCCAGCUGACACGAUCAUCCUCCAAUCAGAAAAACAUCGGAGUGAGACGAAGACACUCUGACAGCAGCUGGUCCUCCUCCUCGUCCUCCCGCAUGAGCAUCUGCUGGACUAAAGAUCCUGAAAUAAACUCCUCAGUUUGUUUCUGCUGUCAGCCUCACAGCCAACAUCCCGUACUACCAAAAUAAAACUCCAGGAUAAUGAGGACGGUGAUUACUGCGCCUUCCUCAUUAUCCUGGAGAUUUAUUUUGGUCAGGCUGGGGACAGGACGUCACUGUGGAGGCUUCGGCAUUGAAAGAGUCUCAUAAUAUGACAAUAUAACUUUUUAUUACUGUACAGUGUGUGCAGUAUAAGUGCAGUUUAUACCGUUAUAUUACUGUAUGGUGUAUUAUGUUGGAGUUUAUUACAGUAUGGUGUAGUAAUCAAAGCUGUUGCAUUUGAGCGUCUGCUCUCCUUCACUCGGUUAAAUAGAAUAAAAAUCUCCAGCAGCAGCUGCUCCUGUAUUUUUAGCUUUAUUCAGAUAAACAUCAGCCUCUGCAACAAACACACACACACACACACAGAUGUAAACACAGAUCCUUGUGCAGAAACAGAUUCGGUGACCGUGUGUCUCUCCGUCUCCAUGGAAAUGAAUUGAAUCUGUUUUAUGAGAUUGGACACAAAGAAAAUAAAAACAGGCCGCGGAUGCAGCAGAGGGAUCAGCAGGUUAAUGGACAGGUAGAGGUGUUUCAGACUGGAGGUGAACCUCUGCAGAGAAUCUGUCCAUCAGCCUGUACAAACAUACGAACAUGGAUGGGUUAGUUGUUUGGUUGCUUGGUUACCUGCUGUCGGCUGAUUGGUCGAGUGUGUGUUCAGAUCAGCUGAUCAGGUCUGAUAUUUUAACCUGGUUUAACUUUGUUUGGAGUUUCAGUCUGAUGGUUCAGUUAGAGCUCCGCCCCCCUCAUCCAUCAGAGUUAACACACCAUUAUAACACCCUGACAGCUCUGUACAAGUGUGUGUCUAUGUGUGUGUGUGUGUGUGUGUGUGUGUGUGUUAUCCUAUCCUGUUUGUCCCUGAGGGUAAUUACAACAGCAGGUGUGGAACUGAGAGGAGAAACUCACCUUGUUUCCCUACGUAACGUCACACACACACACACACACUUACUGUGUGUAUGGAACAACAAUAGGUGCAGACAGCUGUUACCUGUAAACACCUGCUGAGCUCUUUGUGUCCUUUGGAGGAUAAACCCUCAGUGUUUGAUCAGUUGAUUGAAGAAGAAGAGGAGAAGGUGAAGAGGUUAAAUGUUCGAAGGCCCGUUUGUACCUCAGAUUUACCUCGAGGGACAAUAAAGCUCUGGACUGGGCUAAGCUUCAGGAGGUCUUGUGGUUUUAAAAAGGUUCCUGUGGGUUUUUUAAUAGUUCUUCGUGUUAAAAUGAGUCACGGGGGAGGUUAUGGUCUUUAAAGGGUUACACUUUGAUGUGGACUGCAUUAAGGUUUUCACGGUCCUGUUAUUAGACGUAGAGAUUAUUCAGGAGGCUCGGGUGACCUUAGGUGAAGCCGUGCCGGUGUUUUUAUGGUCAAUAAUGUGGUUUAAAUGGUCCACGUUUGUAGAUCUAUUGGUUUCAGACUCUCCUUCAGUCUCUGAGGAGUUUUUAGUUCCUCUGAGGAGGUUUGAUUUCCUCUGAGGAGGACCUCUGCGUGCUGUAUGAUGGUAUGAAUAUCCGAAGCAGUGGAUGCAGAAGUAUUAGUCCCUGGUGCGGCUGGGUAAUAAAUCAUGCUCUAUGUUAGUAUUCAGCCUCUCAGUGAUAAUGUGAUCACCUCUGAUGGCUGAGCUCUCAGUUUAUUGGAGAAAGCGAACAUUAGAGGUCUGAAGCUGUUUUCUUCUGAUUAUGUUGAUGAGAACAGCUCAGCACAACGAUAACGCUCUGUUUCUUCUGAGUGCAUGUGUGUGUGUGUAUGUGUGUGUGUAUAAGUGUGUGAUGUUAAUGAUCCUGUGUGUGCUGGGACAUGAUGAAUGACGUGCUGCUGUGUGUUUUUCAUUGUUUCUCUGCUUUAUAUCGAUCCCUCUGCUCUAAUGUACUCGCCUGUUUAAUGUGCUGCGGGAGAGCAACAGCUCUUUGUUUCUACGGCAACAGGCGGGAUGGGGGUUCGAACCCCACGCUGACUCUGAGUGAACCGUUUUACUUCAGUUUAUCAGACUGCGGGAGAGCUUUCACACUGAGAUCGGCUCCCUUUGACUCAUUACACUCAGAGAUACACACCAGCUGUUGAAUACCCCAGAGGUGUCGGACGCUGAUGUUUUACAGUGUUCGGGGGUCUAAGGCUUUAAAUUCACCGAGGGGUCAUGGUGAUACUGAACCCUACUGUGAGCCGAGGAGGCUGACUCCUGCUGCAGAGCUCAGAGGGUCAGCCAGGAGUCAUUCUGAAGCUGCUGAUCAAUAAUUAUCUACUGAUCAAUGCAUCAUCUGACAGAGCUAACAAGAGGUCAGCAACUGCAGGGUGUAUCCUCUGAGGAUCAGAAAUAAACACAUGAGGUCUUCUUUCAGUCUGGCCUGUAGAUCAGAGUGGUCAGAUGCAACUUUUCGACUUCCGAUACGAUACCGAUAUUGUAGCCUUCAAUAUUGACGGAUAACGAUAUUGAUCCGAUAUUGGCACAAAACUGUGCAUGACAAGUUUUUCACUCAGCUGCAAUUUCUUUUCCAGACUUUAACGAAAAAUACUGCCACAAGACCAACAUCACUCUUAAGUCGAAAACAUACAGGAUCCAUAUUGAGCGCGUUCCGUAUUUGCUCCAUAGAGCAGCAUUGGGUAUUGCAUACAGGAUGUGUAUUUGAAGUGUGGCAGCAGCGUAGUUGAGCUAAACACAUUUGUACCUGCUGAUCAGAGGGUUACCCGUGAUUUCCACUGAAUCCGGAACGGCUCGAAUCCGGAUUUGGCGGCGAUUUUUCGCCAUACGCCAAUUCCUACCGUCCUUCCUCGAUCCGUUUGUGAGAUGAAUUUCGUGGUGGAUUACGGACAGCGGUAAUUGCAAGAACUCACAAGAACCCGCAGAUUCACGUGCAAUUGCACAAGAACAAAUUGUCUCUUAGCCACAGAGGCUAACCAUACUAGCAGUAGAUUGUGUCCUUCCAGAGGAGGAAAUCUACUUCUGGAAUUAUAAAAUCAGCGUCCUCUCAUCCAUGGUGUCAUUGGAGUGAAAUGCUGUCUAAAAACCUUUCACUUGUUCGUCCCCGUCUGUCUGCAUGGUGUGAAAUACGAUCCUCCUGAAACACAGAGUGGUUUAUUUUGAAAAGAAGCUGGAUGUUUUAUUUUGUGUCUGUGCCCGAAUUCCUUUCCAGCACAAGUUAAUCUGUGCUGAAUUUAUCCGGCAUGCUCUGGCGUCUGGAAAAAAUAGAACUCUUGCGAUCAGGUGCGGAGUCCGGCAACUGGAAAGAAGCCGGUGGAAAUUGACACGUUAACUUGAAUAGUUAGGAUCAGCUGCGUUUGGUGGAUACGGCCUUUCUGUAGCCGUUCUGGAUGCAGUGAAAAUUGGGGGUCAGUCUCUGUAGGACAGAUGCAGGUCAACACAGAGACCUGUUCAAAGUGUCUGCUGUCCCUCCUGUCCUUGUCUCUCUCAGCCUCCCAAAGAUUAAGACAGUCAGAGUGAGUGUGCAGACUUUGGCCCAUUCAUCCUCCUGACGUUAUCUGAUGGUAUCACGCUCACCUUGGAGAGGAAACAUUAUCACAUAGAUAAAGACACGACCUGAGCUGCAGCGUCCUCCCCCUCCUAUACACCCUCCUCCUCCCCCCGCCGCAGGUCGACCUGGCCACCUGACAGCGAGUCGAUGAGCUAGAUCUCUCUGGGAAAAAGUGGAGGCAAGAGCUGAAGGAUAGCAGAGUUUUAGAGGAGACUGAGGAGGAUUCUGAUUGGGCGCCGGGGAUCAUGUGAUAACAGCUGGAGGAUAAAGAGGAGAUCAGUCCAGUAGUCAGAUCCUCGACCAAUCAGAGCUCAGAGUAGCCAGAGAUAUAAGAGGAGAGUCGGACUCGCUAAACUUACCUGCUUCAGGUCACAUGACUCAACCUGAGAGUGAAACUUCGAUUUAGAUAUUCAUUAUAUUGACUUUUAUUUACUUUUACAAACUUUUAAUUGCUUUCAAACAACACUUUCUUUAAUAAAGGUAAACCUGUGAACUUUUUAAGGUUUCUACUCUUUAAAAAAUCACUCCUAACACAGAGAGUUUAUGAUCCUUGUUUCACUUUGUAACUAAUUAAUUUUAUUUAGUAAUUAAUCCAUAAAUAAUUCCAGAUUAGGGUUGAACUCUGUGUUUUCAGCUGAUUUAAUGAGUGGAGGUCGUACGAGGACCAAAUUAAAGUUGGUUAUUUCCUGCGGCGGAAACCUGUUCACUAAAUUAAAGUCAUAAAUAAGUUUUUAUCUGCAGAGUUAAUCAGACUGAAGCUGCUGCUCCUGCUUCAUAUAUAAUAAAUAAUGUACACAACCCAAGAGAGAGAGUGUGUGUGUGUGUGUGUGUGUGUGUGUGUGUGUGUGUGUGUGUGUGUGUGUGUGUGUGUGUGUGUGUGUGUGUGUGUGUGUGUGUGUGUGUGUGUGUGUGUGUGUGUGUGUGUGUGUGUGUGAGAGUGUGGAGUCAGCAGAUUAAAAUGUCACAGAAGAAGAGGAGAUCAUGUUUCUGUGUCUAAACCUGAUGAAGGUUCGAUCAAACUCUGUGGUUCUAAUCAGGAUAAUUUAAAGGAACAUUCCGCUGAUUUUUUUCUCAUGAAGCUCAGUGUUCUGUUCCUGUUCUGUCUCGAGCUUAUUGCUGUAACUUUGCUUACUCACUGCAAAACUCUUGCCAACAUUUUUGCUGACCCAUUUCUGUUUGGUUGCUGACCUGUUGCUGACUUAUUGCUGACUUGUUGACUUUUACUGAUUUGUUUCCGGUCUAAUAUAUUUUCAGUAUCGCUUCAUCAUCAAAUUCAAGUAAUAAAAAGUUGCCAUCUAAGUUAUUGGUUGCUUGUUGCAAGCAUGUUGCCACCCCUGUGUACUCUCACUGCUGAUUUAUGCCAAAUUGUUUCUGACUUGUUGAUGAAUUACUGUUGAUAAGUUGCUCAUGAUUUGUUGCUGAAUUGCUUAGGACUUGUUUCUGAAUUGCUGUGGACUCUUUGAUAGAUUGCCCUUGACUUGCUGCCAGUGUGUUGUUAUGUUAUUGAACAGUAGAACUUGUCAUGUCAACAUUAAGGGGACUUGUUUUAUCAGUGUGUCUUCUGCUUUCAAGCUAAUUGCUUUCAGCCUUUCUCUCCCAGUUAGGUCGACAUGUUGCUGUCUGAUUGCUAUGCCGUUGGUGACUUGAUGAACAACUCGUUGCUACCUCAUCAUUAACUAAUUAGCACUACUUGUUGAUUUAUCACCAGCCUUCCUUUGGUAUGUUGGGCACUUGUUUCUUAUUAUGUUGCUUUGACCGUUCGACCUUUUUCUACACAUUUCAUACUCAUCCUUAGUUGCUGCCAGCCCCUUAUCCGGUUGUUGCUAGUUGCUGUUUCCUGCAGGCUAGUUGCUGGUUUCUGUUUCUUGUAGACUUGUUGCUGGUUGCUGUUUCCUGUAGACUUGAUGCUGUUUCCUGCAGACUAGUUGCUGGUUUCUGUUUACUGUUUCCUGCAGACUAGUUACUCUUUUUCUGUAGACUUGUGGCUUUUUCCUGCAGACUUGUUGCCGGUUUCUGUUUCCUGUUGUUUUGUUGCCGGUUUCUGUUUCCUGUUGUUUUGUUGCCAUUUCCUGCAGACUUGAUGCUGUUUUCUGCAGACUAGUUGCUGGUUUCUGUUUCCUGUAGACUUGUUGCUGUUUCCUGCAGACUUGAUGCUGGUUGCUGUUUCCAGUAGACUUGUGACUGUCCCCUGCAGACUCGUUGCUCUUACCUGUAGACUUGUUGCUGUUUCCUGCAGACUUGUUGCCAGUUUCUGUUUCCUGCAGAAUUGUUGCUGGUUUUUGUUUCCUGCUAUCUCGUUGCUGGUUUCUGUUUCCUGUAGACACGUUGCUAGUUACUUUUUUCUGUAGACUUGUUGCUGUUUCCUGCAGACUUGUUGCCGGUUUUUUGUUUCCUGCCGACUAGUUGCUGGUUGCUGUUUCCUGUAGACAUGUUGCUAGUUACUCUUUUCUGUAGACUUGUGGCUGUUUCCUGCCGACUAGUUGCUGGUUGCUGUUUCUUGCAGUUGUUAUAUUGCCCGCUGUAUCUUGUUGCUGAUUGCUCUCUUUUUAGAGUUGCCCCGAUUGAAAGUAAUCAGUGAAACAGUAUAAAUGAGUUUUAAUUUGUAACACUGUCAGCGCAGUGUGCAUAACUAUGAGAACUGUUUCCGUGAUGACCUGCUUAUUGACAUGUGACAUCAUUUCCUGUUUGUUUCAGGUCAGUGACAUCAUCGGCUGUUUGACAUAAAUGGUUAAAUAACCUUAAAGCACUCAGAGAGUCAGCAGAUCACUGAUCACAUGACCCCAUAGUGUCAUGAAACCAGGUGUUACAAGCUGGCUCACACAGCCUAUGAUGUACCUGUGUGUGUGUGUGUGUGUGUGUGUGUGUGUGUGUGUGUGUGUGUGUGUGUGUGUGUGUGUGUGUGUGUGUGUGUGUGUGUGUGUGUGUGUGUGUGUUCAGGGCAGCAGAGCAUGAACUGUAAACUCCUCACUCUACUGUAUCACCGAGGAGACCAGAUGGUGCUGCUUGGAGACCGUCUCCAAGGUGACCUGAAAGCUGCAGGAGGGCUAACCUGUAACACACACACACACACACACACACACACACAAUCAUAGGUCUUCUCUGACCUGGGUAUAUACCUUGCUAUAACCUCUGGGUGAUUUGCUGCUUGAUUUUUUAGAGUGAGGGGUAAAUUCUGACAUUUUGACUUAUCCUGUAUCAUAAAAACUACACAGACUGAUCAGAUUAAACUCAAGCAUAUCACCUUCUCUGACAUACCAUCAAACAUGGUGAUUAACAGAUCUUUGCUGUGACCUUUAACCUUCCUUAGACUGAGAACAGUGCGACCCUGAAACAGGAUUUGAUGUUCGAUGUGAUCAGGAUUUCUGCAGUGGUCAGCAUUGCACAGGAAAGGACAAGUGAAGAGAGGAGAGAAGAGAGUGAGGAGAAGGAGGAUGGGAGAGGAGAGGAGGAAACAUGAAAAAAAAACCUGCUUGUGGACGUCUGAUCAGAGUAUUCUCAGUCUGAAGCUGCGGCAGUGAAAUAUUCAGACGCUAAUCAAUGAUCAAUAACACCUAAUGAUCAAAACACUGUGAUUACUCCCUGGGGAUCACUCUGCUCUCAUAUGACCAGUUAGAGUGCUGACAUCAUAGGUAACCAGCCAAUGAGGUAGCUUUAUCUUAACAUAUUUAAUAUAGACUGUGUAGCUGAUCAGCUGAUAUUGAUUAACCUUUGCCCUGUGAUCAGAUCAUGCUGCUGGUCAUGUGACUGCAGUUAAAACACAUUUAAUCAGAUCAAUGAAAGUGAUCAGUUUUUUAUUGGGGAAGAGGAUGUUGUUUUCUUUGGUCCCUUCAAAAUAAAAGCUUUUAUCCUCAGAAUGUUCUCGCCUGUUGCAGGUAGUUCUUCCUCGGUAAAUCUUUGUGCUCUUGAGUUUCCAUGUAAAAGUUUCCCAGGUGUUUGUUCCUCUCAGUGCCUGAUCUGAUGAUGAGUCAGUCUCAGUCAGUCUGUUUCUCUCCGAAUCGUCUGCUGAGUGGGAAUGUGUGAAGCAGAGGAAUCAUGAAUAAGUCAGUUUUAGAGCCGCAGAGGAAACAAAGUUUGGACAUGUUUUACUCAAACUUCUCAGUGUCUGAGCGUUCAGAGUCUCAGCGUGUUCCUGAUCAAUAACUCCUCUUCACAUGUUUUAUGUUUCAGUUGAUGAAAUCAUGAAAACAGUCUGCAUUGGCCCUGAAGGGAGAAAAAUAGAGAAACUCGGCAUGCAGUAGCAUUAAAAAUACAACAAGAAAACAGUGCAGUAAAGCUUUAUAGUUCUACUCACACAUGCAAGAGGGCAGACAACAUGGAGAUCCAUUAAGAAUAUGCAACAUAUCUGAACAAUAGAGGAAUUGUUGUGAAGACACUUACAUAAGGUGGAUUAAAUGUCUGUGAGUGAUUUUAUUUUUGUUAAUUGCUGGGUUCUAAGACUGGUAUGUUCAAAGUUUUGUGUUCAAGACUGUUGGGUUCCAGAAUGUUGGGUUUCUAGAAUGCUGGGUUCAAGAAUGCUUGGUUCUGGGAUUGUUGUUUCAGAAUACUAUGUUCAGGAGUGUUGGGAUGUGAUAGGGUUAGUUCGAGAAUGCUCAUUUGUAGAAUGCUGGGUUGUGAAAUGCUGGGUUCUAGAAUUCUCAACUCUGCAAUUUUGGGUUUAUGAAUGCUUGGUUUUUCAUGCUGGGUCCUAGAAUUUGGGGUUUUAUUAAGAUAAGUUCUAGAACACGGGGUUCGAAAGUGCUGGGUUUUGUUAGGGUUAGUUCGAGAAUGCUCGUUUGUAGAAUGCUUGAUUUUAAAAUUCUAAAAUUCCAAUUCUGGGCUCUGGAAUGCUUGGUUGUGCAAUGCUGGGUUCUGGAGUUUUGGGGUUCUAGAAUGGUGAGUUCAAGAACACGGGGUUCUAGAAUACGGUGUUUUGGUAUAGUGUGCUUAGGAGUGCUGGGCUUUGAUAGGGUUAGUUCUAGAAUACUCAUUUAAAUUGCUAGGAUCCAGAAUUCUCAAUAACUCUGCAAUUCUUGGUUUUGAAUUGCUUGGUUGUGCAAUGCUGGGUUUUGGAAUUUUGGAUUCUAGUAAUCUGGGUUCUAGAACACUGGGUUCAGAAGUGCUGGGUUUUUGGUAGGGUUAGUUCCAGAAUGCAUGGGUCUAGAAGGCUGGGUUUUGAAAUGCUGGGUUCUAGAAUGCUGGGUUUAAGAACAGGGUUCAGGAGUGCUUGGCUCUGAUAGGGUUAGUUCUAAAAUGCUUGGUUCUAGAAUGCUGGGUUUUAAAAUGCUGGGUUCCAGAAUUCUCAACUCUGCAAUUUUGGGUUUAUGAAUGCUUGGUUUUUCAUGCUGGGUCCUAGAAUUUGGAGUUUUAUUAAGAUAAGUUCUAGAACACGGGGUUCGAAAGUGCUGGGUUUUGUUAGGGUUAGUUCGAGAAUGCUCGGUUGUAGAAUGCUUGAUUUUAAAAUUCUAAAAUUCUAAUUCUCUGGAAUCCUUGGUUUUGGAAUGCUUGGUUGUGGAAUGCUGGGUUCUGGAAUUUUGGGGUUCUAGAAUGCUUUGUUCUACCAUGCUGUGUUCUGGAGGUCUUUGAAGUGUCAGAAAGAGACAGUUGCUCAGGUGAAAUGUUUAAGAUAAAAGCAGAAGUUAAGGUUUUCAAAGACUCCAAACAGAGAUAUGAAAAGAGUUUUUGAGUUUAAGUCAUGGAGAGACUAGAGAGCUAUCAGAGGAAGGAGAAACAGACUGGACCACAGGGACAGAAACUGAAUACACCCCCUUUUAAUAGUUUUACAAAAAACAAACUGCAUACAUACUGCAUAAGAGAUUUUUUGAACUCUUUCAAGUCGAGUAGAGGACAUCUGAAAAGAUGUGGGUGAUGCAUAAAAGUGGAGGAGUGAAAGAAGACACUCAUACUAAUGCUCAGUCUUUAUUGGUUACUCUGCUGCCUGUUUGACCUAAUCCAUGACCUUCUGUCCUCUCUUGUAUUGAAAUAAGUGAAAACCAAAUUGAACAUAUUUGGUGGUCUUCAAAGACAUCAACUGAACAUGAAGACAUCUCCUCACCUCUGUUCAUCAGUGUGUCUGAGUCCUGUAUGAACUUAGCUUUUAACCUCACAGUGCUUUUUAAAAUGAAAUUACUUUAUGAAACUCCUCCAGCCUUACAGUAAUUUGAAAUUUAGUCAGUGUGCUGACAAACCGAGCUGUGGUUGUAUGUUCAGCUCUGAGUCUGGGACUUAAGUUUACUCAUUAUCUCUACAAGAGGAAACAGAAGGAAUAUGCUGCACUUAUUCUGACUCUUUAUCAAUGUUUUAUUCUCAUAGUGUCAUAUUUAAUUAUUCACCAUAUUCAAAUAUAAUCAGAGUUUUAACAAACCAAACUGACUCUUUGUAAUUGAGUUCAAACAGGAUGUAUUUCAGUCUCAAACUGAACUGAACCCUGCAGUAGUUUCCUCUCAGAGAGUGUGUGUGUGUGUGUGUGUGUGUGUGUGUGUGUGUGUGUGUGUGUGUGUGUGUGUGUGUGUGUGUGUGUGUGUGUGUGUGUGUGUGUGUGUGAGUGAGUGUGUGAAUGUCAUGGUGUGUCUGACACCGGAUCAGCUGACACGUUGUUCUACCUGCUGAUUCACACCUGAGGCCUCGCUCUCCGCUGACACUCUCACAUCACACCUGUCUCUCACCUUUCCUCUUCACACGCUCUGUGUAUUAAGUGCAAAGUCAGAGUCUCUGCCCACCAAACGUGCUGCCCUCAUCUCUGGAUCUUCAACCCACUCUUUUUACAUUUCGUGCAAACAAUCCGCUUCACGCUCAGAAACUGUGUUUGUCUGUAAAAACUUAUUAUAUUUUCACUAAAAUCAGUUUUUUCUUGAUACAAUCAGAUCUCUACAGAGAGGAGGUGAAGUGACUGACAGAGACACAGAUCAGAGCUGACAGGUGGAGGUGUGAAGUCUCCUUUCUUCUUCUUCUUCUUCUAUUUGUUUGUUUCUCCCCAAACACGCUGUGUGCUCAUCACGCCGUCAUUACUCAGAUAUUACCCACAAUCCCAAGCUAUGUGUGUGUGUGUGUGUGUGUGUGUGUGUGUUUGAUUUCGCCUCUCUGCUGUCGUGUUUUUCUGUGUGGAUAACGAGCUGAACACGCAUAAUUGAACAUGUUCAUGGUGUGAUGCUCUAACACAUGUGCAUACUGACAACAUGCUAAUUCAGACACACUCAAUCACUCGCACACACGGACCUAUAAAUAAAGUGAGGAUGAGAAUCCAGCAGUUAGACGGAUCCUCAGCUGACAUGUUGGCGGUUAGACGCAGAGUUGAACACGCUGCACAGAUUGAUCUCUCCGAGGAUGUUAAUGAGAAACACUAAACUGCCUGAUUUCUCUCCAUCAUGUGUUCAGAUCUUACUGAGAAACCUGAUCAGAGUCUUGUUCGUGCUAAAGCAGAAAUCUUAGCGAUGCCGCUUAUUAUUUCAGGGUGACUUCAUCAUCUUUUCUGAGCUACUUUGAUCUAUGAAGUAGUGACAGGAUAUGUCUAAAUUAUAGGUUUGUUAUUCAGUUGUUCAAAGGGUUUUUAAUAGAGAUCGUCUGAAUGACUGGUUUUGCUUUUUAAUAUUUUGAAAUUGUGUGUCUCUCUGGAUAAAUGACUCCGAGGAAGCUGUAAAAGUCUUCAUGCCUCUGGGAGGAUGAUGGAGGUUUUCAGUCGUCUCAUUAAUUUCCUGUUUUUCAAAUAAAAAUCUGAUUAUUGCAGUUUUCCCUCCCGCUGCUCUUUGCAGUCAUUAUUCAGACAGAAGCUGCGGCUGACAGAGCUGCAGCUUUAUCCUCAGAGUUCAUUUUAAAGUAACGUCAGGAUCAGUGAGGGUAAAACAUGUAGAUAUUAGUUUGACUGACACACAUUUGACAUUUACUCUUUACACUUUAUUGCUCUUGGGGCAGUUUUCUUGGGGUUUGUCGACUUAUCGGCUGCUUUAACUCUUUAUUCUCUUCCUCCUCAUCCUCUGUUUCAGUCUGCUGUGAUGGAGGCUGAUGUUCAGAGCUGCUGCAGACUCUGAGUGUGUGUGCGUAUGUGUGUGUGUGUGAGGCGGUGGUCUCUGGUGUGUGUAGGGGGUUGGUUUCCAGCCCGAGGGAGCUCUUACUCUCUCUCUCUCUCCCUCCACAAACACUCUCUCUGUUUUUCCCACUCUGAGCUGAGGCAGCAGGAUGGUCUUGUUUUAAGGAUGUUAAUAAAAUGUCAGAAUCAGACGUGAACAGAGACUUUCAACUGAUUUAAAGAGGAGACACACUCUGUACGUAACCAUGGAAAGUUGUUCUUUCUUUCUUUCUUUCUUUCUUUCUUUCUUUCUUUCUUUCUUUCUUUUUUCUUCCUUCCUGUCUUUCUUUCUUUCUUUCUUUCUUUCUCUCUUUCUGUCUUUGUUUCUUUCUUUCUCUCUUUCUUUUUUCUUUCUUUUUGUCUUUCUUUUUUCUAUUUCUCUUUCUUUCUUUCUUUCUUUGUUUCUUUCUCUCUCCCUUUGUAUCCUUCUCCCUUUCUCUUUGUCUUUCUCUCUUUCUGUCUUUCUUUCUGUCUUUCUUAUUUUCUCCCUUUCUUUCCCUCCUUUCUUUCUUUCUUUUUCUGUUUCUCUUUCUUUCUUCUUCCUUUCUUUCUUUCUUUCUUUCUUUCUGUCUUUCUUUCUUCCCCUUUCUUUCUUUCUUUCUUUCUUUCUCCCUCCCUUUCUUUCUCCCUGUCUGUUUUGCUUUCUUUGUCUUUUUUCUUUCUCCCUUGUUUUCUCCCUUUCUUUCUUUCUUUCUUUCUUUCUUUCUUUCUUUCUUUCUCCCUUUCGUUCAUUCUACCUUUCUACCUUUCUUUCUAUCUUUCUCUCUCCAUUGCUUUCUUUCAUGUAACUGCAGUUUGAUAAGUCACUUUGCUCUGAUUGGCUGAAUCAAGCCCUUAUAAAUAACCGCUUUAUGAUGAGACGCCGCUGCCCUCUGAUUGGUUGAAUUAAGUUCUGAUAAAUUACAGCUCCACUGCAGAGCGCUGACAUGUUAAUCUCAGCUCAGAGACUCUUUACAUCCCAUCAUCCUCCAUCCUCCUCAUCCUCAUCAUCUUCUUCCUCUUCUCUUGUGCUCAGGAUUAUUUCUGACAGAGGUCACAGUAUGGGGUCAGCAGAAGCAGAAAUAUGAAGGGAUCAUCUUUCUAUGACAGUGUGCCAUACAAAUGUAUAUUCAUAUAUUUAUUCUUUUUUUAGAUCUCAGCGUCUUGUUAAUGAUAAAAUAAAGAGAUUCUGUCAAGUAUCAGAGGUUCAGUUUUCAUUUUUCAGGAGGGAAAAAUACAGAAAUUGUACAGAUAUUUCUUCACCAGCUGUCUAAAAAGUCAUUUCUUAUUUAAAUAAUUUUAAAAGCUUUAAUAAUCUGCAGAUUUAUGAUAAAUCUGUGCAAAAGUAUUUAUUUUAAAUCCUUUUUUCUUCAGAUUUCCUAUGACUCCCUCUCUUUACACUUUCCCCCACUCUGACUCAGACUGAGCCUCUUCUCCUUGUUGUAUUUUUGUCUGUAAAUCUACUUUUUCUCUUCGUUGUUGAUCUUUAUUUCUCUGCAGUUUUCAGCCCGGUAGUUUCCACAGCGGUGCCCGGCUAAUGUGAAGUUGUCAAAGGUUUUAUUUCUGAGCUCAGCUGAACUCUGGAGUCAGAGGGAAGUCAUCAGGAACAUGUCGGGUACACAGAAAUAAAAUAUGUGCAUUUUUAUUCAGAUUUCUGCUCCUGUCCUCCAUCCUCCACAUUUUUAUUCUUUUUGAAAACAUACAGGAGGUCCCCGCUCUGCACAAACAAACUUUCAAACUCAGACAGUGAAAAGAAAUAUUCUCUGAAAUACUCUGAAUUAUAAAGAGCUCAGAGUUCGAGACAGAGAACAGCGGACUCCAAACUUAAAGAUUCAGCCAGCAGGCGGAUGGAAAGUGUCGCCUACAGGCAGUUAGCCUACUAUGACUACUUCUCCUUUCUUCAAGACUAAAAAGAAAAGUUUGAUUUGAAACUAAAUAAAGUCAUUGAUUUAUAAAGGGUUCAUCUCAUGGGGAGCAGCAACAUCUGCAGAUAAUAUCAGCUGUGAAAAUGUAAGAAUAAAUGUAUUCAUGUUUUUAGGAUCCCCAUUAGUUAUUACCGCAGUAACAGCUAUUUUUCUUUGGGUCCUCAUUGUGUCUAAUUGUGUCUGUCAGAGAACACUUAAUAAGCUUGUUUUGAAAGGUAGAUGUACAAAACUGGCUCAUCUGCAUAAAAACUGAUGCAAACAGUCACACAGAUUUCUUAGUUCAAAAAUGUAGUGGUCUGAGUAAAUUACCCUGUGGGACACCUUUUAUGUACUCGUCUCUGCACCACCUCACACUGAGUCAAGUUCUGGUUCUGUUUGGUUUAAAGGUGCAGCAUGAUAGUCUUUAUGUCCCUGAAACAAAAAGACCUGAUGAUUCAAACCAGUUAAAUACUGUUGUUUGUCGUUGAUGCUUUUCUGCAGGACUUCAGGGGCUGCCAGCUGAGCUGCUGCCUAAAACCUGAACCUAAAGGGAUAUUCGAGUGCUUUUAGAGCGAAGUUAGAAGAAUUACAUAUAAACAGUAAGUUUUUUAGCUGCAAUGGAUGUUGGUCAGCUAGACUUCCUUCACUGAGAAACUGCAUGGGGAUCCGCUGCGCAAGCUAGGCCACAUUUUUUUGCAGAUGGGGCAACUCUGAGACAUCUGGUGGCAAAGUGCGACACAUAUUUUCAGUACCAUAUGAACUUAAAGGGAUAUUCCGGCUAAAGAAAUUAGGCAAAGCUAAAAAGAUGUUUGGUUGAGUGCGUGGCUCUCUGUAUUGCUAUCGUGCGGUCGUUACUAAAGUUGGUAUAACUAGAGAAGCAAGCGGUCGGCAACAUUCAUGUCUUGACAGGGUAUCUAACUCGGUGCUACGGUGUGUUUGACCCUAAAUGAAUUUUACGCUGAAAUAUCCCUUUAAACUGAGAUGAGCUCAGAGUCGCCCUGUUUUUAGAAAACUGUAGCCUAGCUUGCAUGCUGGCUGUCUUUGCAGUUCCCCAUUAAAGAGGCCGAGACUAAACAGCGACAUCUCCAGUAUCACACUGCUGAUAAAGAGCUUAAAAAGAUCUGAUUUAGAGUCAGAUCUCUGAGAACAAGACUGAAAAACAACAAAUUAUACACUAAAGUUGAUGAGGAGUGUGUGGAGCGCUUAAACACAACAUAAACCGCAGUGUUAAACUGUAUGUGUCUCCUGGCUGCUCAUUAAGAAGCUGGAUAUCCACCUGUGAUGAUUCAGUAUCUCCUGAGGAUGAGAAACCUGUGCUGAGCUUUUUAAAAGAGAAAAGAAAGAGCUGACCUGAUUGGCUAAAUUUGAAUCUAUAAAGUUGGAUGUUUACAGAGUCUCAUUUUCACAGUUUCAGAUCAUAUUUGACCUGCAGGCUCUCAGUGUGAAUGUUGGAUCAGUUUAACACGCAGCUUGCUCUCUUCUGUCAACACUCAACCUCUGCUCUGCAAUCUGGCACGCUCAGAAACCGCAUCUCCCAAAAGGCUGAGCCAUUAUCUGAUGAUAGAGAGACAGAGGGAGAAACAGAGAGAAAAAGAAGGAGAGAAAGAGAGAGAGAGGCCGUGCCAGCUGAUCCCUGGUUCUCAGGCGUUCAGUAAUUUAACCCUCAGCGCUGAUUCAAUUAUUCACACCGCACAACCACAUGCGCACACAUCACACAGGAGGGCCGCAGGGUUUAACUACUGCUGAGUUACUCUGAUAUACAGUAUACACACACACACACACACACACACACACACACACACACACACACACAGCUGCUUUCUCAGUAGGAAACACACUGUGGAGUUAAUAUAUAGAAACAGUGGUAACAGACAAAGGGCUUUUAGUUCGGGUAUGAGAAGGUGUAUUUCCUGAAUUACAAGUUGCUAUGUUGAAUUUUCUUCAGUGUAAAGAUAGUUGGACUCUGAGACACUGUAGAGAAAUGUUCAGACCAAACUGAUUAAAGAAAAACUAGUCACAACUAAUUUUUGUUCUAGCAGACAGUUCUGAACAAUUCUUAAGUUUUCUCACAAGAUCAUAUCAGCAUCUUUGCUUACUGUUUACUUUCACUGAUUGAGUCAAAUUUGUUAACUUUGGCUUUUAAGCACUGUAAACGGGCUGACGACUCAGUUAAGACAGCUACAGUCAAACUGAGACUCAGUGAAGAGAGAGUAAAACUAAGACUAGGAGAAGACAGAUACAGUAAAACUGACACUCAGUGAAAAGAGAUACAGUAAAACUAAGACUUAGUGAAGACAGAUACAGUGAAACUAAGACUUAGUGGAGGCUGAUACAGUAAAACUAAGACUCAGUGAAGACAGAUACAGUGAAACUAAGACUCAGUGAAGACAGAUACAGUGAAACUAAGACUCAGUGAAGACAGAUACAGUGAAACUUAGACUUAGUGGAGGCUGAAACAGUAAAACUAAGACUCAGUGGAGACAGAUACAGUGAAACUAAGACUUAGUGGAGGCUGAUACAGUAAAACUAAGACUCAGUGAAGACAGAUACAGUAAAACUAAGACUCAGUGGAGGCUGAUACAGUAAAACUAAGUCUUAGUGAAGACAGAUACAGUAAAACUAAGACUCAGUGGAGGCUGAUACAGUAAAACUAAGUCUUAGUGAAGACAGAUACAGUGAAACUAAGACUCAGUGGAGGCUGAUACAGUAUAACUAAGUCUUAGUGAAGACAGAUACAGUGAAACUAAGACUCAGUAAAGACAGAUACAGUAAAACUGAAACUCAGUGGAGGCAGGUACAGUAGAACUGAGACUCAGUGAAGACAGGUGGGGAUUCAGUUAACAUAAACUUAGAGGAAAUGGAAUACAGAAGAAUGGAGGUUUUACAAAAAUACGGCCUUCGUGGUAGAGAUUUUUUUAAAACUUUGUCUUGUCAUUUUUUUUAAUAGUUAAAUCAAAGGUUUGGAAAAUGAUGAUGUCAAUAUACAGUACAAGACAGGUAAAAGACAUAUUGAAGUAAGAAAGACCACUCCUACAUCUUUAUUGCACUUUAACACAGGGUGAAAACGUAAACCACACUCAAAUAAUUCACCACUUCAUACACAGUUUAAUGAAGGCUUUUUAAGAUCAGAAUAUAAAUCCGUUAAUGAGAUGUUCUUCUACGGUGUUUGACAUGAUCCACUGGUUGGAGUUUGCAUUCUUGUCUGAACAGAGAAAUAUUUUGACACUCCUUGAGCGUGUUUCUGUCAGAGCUCCCUCUCUGCUUCAGUUUCUCUAAACUGUUAAUUUUACUGCAGAAACUCCUCAGAGAGAAAAAUCAGCCAUUUAGAGAACAGAGCAUGAUUAACUGAGCUCUGUGCUCUGUGUGUGUGAUGUGUGUGUGUCAGUUUGUGUGUGUGUGUUCUCUCUUUGUACCUCAGGCUGAGCAUUUAGUUUUUCUGAUGUUGAAGACAAUAAAAAUGAAACUGAGCGUGUGCAAACAAGCUCAGAUGUAGAUAAUGUGUGUGUGUGUGUGCAUGUGUGCGUGCACGUGUGUGUAUCCUCCAUGUUUAAUUAACUCUGUCACCCUUGAGGAUUUCAGCUCAUCCCCCCCUCUGUUAUAGAAACCCUCUCUCACACAUCAUCAUGUUCGUCUUUAUCGUCUCAUUUAUCCUCUAUAUCAAUAACCUGCUCUCUCUGAAACUCCCCCAACACGUCCCUUUAUAUCCUCUCUUAAAUAUGAUGUACUGUAGUUCAUUUUAAGAUUGAAUGUCUUUAAUAUGAUGUCGUUCAAUUCUGUCAUAUAUCAAAGCCAUUUCAAAGUGAUUUUGAGUGUGAUCUGUGGAGCACCUCCAGGUCUGAUGGAUCAGAUUGACUCUGGCACUUUUAAAUAGACAGUUUUCUCUUCUCUCUUUUUCUAUUUCAGUCUCCGGCGUGUGUGUGUGUGCGAUCGGUGUAGUUUUUCUGCAGUUGGACAUAAAUCCUGAGCGCAGCUGAUUGAAGAGAACAGAGAGCAGUAAAACACAGAGAAACAGCUCAUGAGGGACUAAACUGACCUGUUUUUUUUCUGGCUCUCAGUUUUAGAGUCUGAGUGUGAACCAGCUGAAGCUUCUGUUGAAUCCUGCAGCUCCAUUACUGUCAGGGGUCCGCACAUUUACUCAACCUUGAGCUCCUCUCGGCUCUCAGCUCAGCCUUCUUUUAUCUUCCUUUAAAGCUUUAACAGAAAAGAAGAGGAAGAGGAGGAAGAGGAGAGGGGGAGGGGGCUGGUGUUUAAACCCUCUUUAUCUCUCUGCUCUCCUUCAUCUCCUCUCUGCCGUACACCCCUCUCCUCUAGCCUCUACGGUGAAUUAGUCUCAUCACUACCUGCCUCAGGACUGUCACUGCAGGGUCCAUCGGACCUCUGAGGACCUUCAGACUCAGGAUCAGGGCCUGGAUCAGGUCUUGCAGGACUGGUAUAUAACAGCUCAUUUAUCUACAGAGAGUUAUUUUUAUCAAGAGAGUGCAGAGGGAGGAGACUCACCCUGAGUUCAAAGAUCCUGUUUGUGAUUUCACUGUUUAGAUCUAAAAAUAGGCUGAUGGUCUUAAAGGUCAGGACGACUACAGAUCAUGUUAUUAUUACAGAGAAACACACAUUUAAUAUAGAGAAACAAUAGUAAUAUAAAUAUAGUUUAUUUGUUGUUUGUUGCUGUCCGUGGUGCUGAUAUGAUACUUUUUCACAGAGUUUCUAACGUAAGGCUCUUUAAAAAUAAUCUAAACACAGAGUAAAUCAAAGCCUGUCUGAUUCAAUGUUACUAGUUAAAGGGGUAUUCUGGCGUAAAAUUAAGUAACACAGAGUUAGACAUCUCCUUGAGGGAUUUUGUACUGCAGACACAGGAGUUCUUCUGCCUUAGUGUCUCGGUCUGAUUGCAUUUCCAUGAAGAAAUUAUCAUAAAUGUUCUUCCUUGAGCUGUGAAACCCCACUGCAGUCGGUGAUCAACUCGUCUGAGGUCUCCCUACAAACAAACGGCUGCUGGAAGAGAGUAGGUGAGUUGUGUUUAGUCUCUUUGCUAAAGAAAUUAGGCAAAGUUAAAAAGAUGUUUGGUGGCUAGUGCUAUGGCUAGGACCCUAUAUGUACUGUUGAUGAAGUUAGGUGCUGUUCUGAGCAAUAUUUUUGGCUAUAGAGUGGUGUUUCGGUUGAGGUUUGUUUAUGGCUCCUCAGUCCGCUGUGUAUUGCUAUCGUGCGGUCGUUACUUAAGUUGGUAAAACUAGAGAAGAAAGCAGAUGGCAACAUUCAUCUCUCGAGAGGUUGUCUAACUCAGUGUUACAGUGUGUUUGACCCUAAAUUAAUUUCACGCUGGAACAUUUCUUUAAAUGGUGAACAGUCUGGGCACUAUGUGACUAUUUAAAGUGUGUUUUUAAUGUGACAUGAACACACAGACAGGAUUGUUACUACUUACACAGCAGAUUCUAACCUUUUCGCCUCUGGUGUUUGGAUUAUUUCUAUAAACUGCUCCUCUGUGAGUUAUGUUGAUGCUUGGAUUGAUGUUCAAUCCACUGAAAUAAUCCCUCCGAGCACCAGAAACCAUCAGGGACUUUGUAAACUAACAGAUGUGUACAUUUACCCACAAGGCACCCCUGUGUACCAUCAUCAAUUAUUCAAACUCUGGACACACCAGCUGUAUCAGACAGGAUCUGAUAUUGACUGUGCUUAACGGCGAAUAAAAGUUUGUUUUAAAUCUCUCUUUUAAGGUUUUGCUGCCAAAUCCCUUUGCUGUUUUCUGUACUGUGUGAAUAAUGAGUCCUAAUGAAUAUCUGUGAGGGAGAUGAUUGGCAGCACACAUUAAAAUACGUAUUUCCUUUGAGUUGUUUGUGCACUUGCGGGAAGAGUAAACCAUAAACAACAAUAUUUGCCAAAGCAAUUUUUGAAUGUACUUUUUAAAGAAUUCAAAGCUGAAUUAAAAAGUUGUUAAAACAGUUAAAACCACAGUUUGACUUCUUAUUGUUUCUGGUAAACCUACUGACCUUUGACCUCUUGACAGUCUCUGGUGGCUGAGCGGUGAACUAUUUAUUCAGUUUCAGGAUGAAAACAUUAGCAGUAGAUGUCAGUGUGAUUAUGACUCUGCUCCGAACUUGAAGAAAGGAAUAAAAAUACAGUUUGAUGUUUUGUUGAGUUGGCAGACUCUCACUUCGUCUCCUCUGUGUGUUUUUUUCAUUCCUUUCUUUCCCUGUGAGACCAGCUUUAACUUUCACACUUCAGAUCUGAAACUUCAGAAAUCUUGCCCACUUGGCUCAGAUUUGUGGUUUUUACAACCUAGAGCAGGUUUUCAGGCGGCUUUGGCUCCGAUCCUGACAGUUAUGAUGGAAAGUGCUCAGAUUCAUUUCAGCGCUGAGCUCUGACGGCUGCAGGAUAAUCAACAGGAAUGGAUCUGAGGUCCUCACCCAGGAAACGUGUUUUGAAUCUGAAACCAGGAGAUCAGGGCUGCUUGGUGGGGGGAUUGAACUCAGACCCCCACAGGAAACCUCACAGACCAGGGUUUAUACCUGUUAUUUUUCAGUGUAAUAGGUUUUUACUCUGGUAAUUUCCUGACUGCGGCUCAUCUCUCCUGCUGUUUGGCAGCCAAAACAGCAAACGUCAAACAUUAAACUGACAUUGCUCUGGCAGCUGGUUGAGUCUCAGUUGUCAACAUACAUCAGGAAAAGUUUGUGAUAAUGAAGCAUUGAGGCAGAAAGCGUUUGAUCUCUCCAGUGCACUUGUUGCAGUAAAUAAUAGUUUGCAGUGUGCUGAUGUUUGCAGCAUUUAGCAUGUUACAGCGGAGAGGAAAAACUUCCUUUAACAGGCAGAAACCUCGAACAGAACCAGACUCAUGUAAGACAGUCAUAUGCCGCUGCUGCACUGGGUUUGGAGAGGGGAAAGAGGGAGAUGCAGAAAGACAGGGAUAGACUGCUGUGUUCGUUUUCAGUCUGAUUAUGCAACCCUGAGAACAAAUUCCUGGAGCCUCUUUUCUGCACCACAGGCUUUAUAAAAGGCAGACAACAUAAUAGAUCCUAAAAUUUCAGUCUUUACAGUUGUCCUGAAUAGAGAAAUGAUCUUUAGAGGCCCAGACUGUUUUUGUCCCAGGCUGUAGACAUGUUUAUUUCUGCUGUAAAGUAUUUAACAUGGAGUUCUAUGGAGACUGACUCACUACAGGACGCAGCCUCUAGUGGACACUGGAGGAACUGCAGCCCUGACCUUGGUUUUGAAACACUAGAAGGCCCAAUCCCAAACCGCCCCCUACACACUCGCCCUACACACAACUCCUCCGUUUGUGCAUCCCCGCGAAUGCUCUGCUAUACUGACGGCCAUCCUAAACCACAGAGUGCGGAGGGCGAGUGGACCAUUCAGCCCUCCAUAAAGCAAGUCUGCAGCGAUGCACACUGGCAGGUAGUGUGCCGACAAAAAUGGAGCAGGAGGAAACAACAUACAAAUGUAAGUUCCAUGUGUGUCCAUCUUUGUCUCACUGACAAAAAAGCCCCCAAAAGACGUGGUCUGGAAAGAUCAAAUGCAACUCUGAAAUCUUACUCUGUGCUGAAGAUUGAUUUGAUUGUGCAGGCACAUGCCAAAUAGUAAUGGGGGUCAGCUACGUGUGGAAUCACUAACAAUCAGAAGUAUAAUUUAGCUCCUGUCACUGUAAUGUUUGCUGGAUAUAUGAUUUCAGUAGGACAAUGAAAAAACGAAGCAGCCGGUGCAGCUCAGAACUAUACAUGAUGCCCGUUUUCUUAAAAAAAGAAACUCUGCCAUUAACAGGACGCGUCUUUGUGUUGCUAUGGUGACGAAUCUUUCCGUUUUUCGGUAGAGUGAGGAGGACAUCCCAUACCCACCCGUCUUGUUUAUACCCUCCCGUUUCAGUUGAGGAGCACUCCAGUGUAACUUCAUUACAAGUGACACUCGGUGGUGAGGGGCGAGUGUGUAGGGGGCGGUUUGCGAUUGGGCUGUAGUUUCUGCUCACUAUUGCAGUGUUCUUCUUUGGCUCUCUGGCGCCCUCUGUGGAGGUUUCCUGAAUGUCCAUGUCUGUUUCAAAGCAGAUGAAGUUAAUUUGUUAAUUUGUAUUAUUUUGUUGGAUUCAAAAGUGGAUGAUCUGCUGGAUGAUGGGGGAUGCUGCUGUGUAGGAUAAUGAGGUGGAUGAUGGGAGUUGAGCUGAUGAGGAGGAUGAUGCCCUGGUGGUUGAUCAGCUGGAUGAUGGUGGUUUCAGCCUCUAACAGGAUCUGUGGUGGUCCUCGGGCUCUGUAAGUCGAUCCUCCUCCCUGACAGCAGCUCUUUAAACACUUUACAGUAAUUAGAGAGCAAGCUCGGGGAGAGUGAGCUCUCUCCGCUCAUUAGGAGGAUUUUCAUGCUCUGAAACCCAGCGGCCGCCUGCAGAGGUCAUAGGUCGACACUGCAGCAAGAAGACGACACACAAUCUGACUUUUCAAUUAGUCACACAGACAGAAUGUCACACAGUCACAGGGAACAAAUAGAGACUUACAGUGAUGUUUCUUUACACACAAUGAGACACAACCUCACUACUCUACUUCUCCAUCCUCUUACAGCAUCUUUCAGCCUGUUUAGAAUCAGGAAAAGGCUCAAAUCUGUAAGACAAGUUUGGCCAACUGUAGUGUGACUUGUGAGCAUAGGAAGCAGUUAAAUGUAGGGUAGUCAGGAUCUGAGGAAGUGCCAGUUUUUGGGAGAAAUCUUGAACGUAAACUCUACCCCUCCCAACCAGUUUUCCCCUCAGCUCCUCCUCUUCCCUCCAUCUCUGCUCCAGCAAGCCCCACCCACAAACAGACGCUCCUGCUUGCUUGUAUCGUUCCAAUUAAAUUCAGAUAUAAUGCAGAUAAAUACUUCAGAUAAUUACAAAUGGGGCCCAGUUAACGUGUAAGUAGAUGCCAACAGACUACCAGCAAACACAAUGUUUGCAGGACUUCUACAAUGAGGAUAAAGUGACAUAGUCCAGGACCAGAGGUCAACCGUUUAGCGGUGCUACAACACGCAGCAGGUCCAGUUUGACAAGAAACACUUCUGUUACAGACACUUGGCUUCCUUCGUUAAAGCCUGUCCAGCAGAAAGGUUACAGGGUCUGUAAGAUCCCGAAGCAUCCCCCAUCGUUUAUGCUGAUGUUGACCCGGCUUUUUAGCUCUUGUCCGGUCUACCUCCUUUUUGAAGCGCCUGUUAUUCCGCCAGAGUCUCCGGUAUUUACUUAGUUUUCUUGCUUGUGUUGGCAGUUGUGCCUAAAGGAGGAUUCAGACAAUUUUCCGUACUUUCUGGUUGGUUUCUACUCUCCGAUAUUGUAGCACGCUAACUUUGUUUGGGCUCUUGAACGACACUGGGGAGCAGCGUCUGCCUCAAAACCAAUCAGUUUGGGGGAGACGGGGAAUGGCUUUGCUUACAGUCAGAAAGAGUGGGCCUCAAAAAUAAUUUAAAUGUUGACUACACAAACAUAAACAAACACAGCGAUAUGGUUGUAUUACCAAACGUCAUCGAUGACUAAUAGCUAUUGACCGAUAUUAAAAGCUUUUUUGUAUAAACACCACAAACAAAGAUGCUUUUUUAACGGAAUCCUGCCUACCCCACCUUUAAAUCGAUACUAAGAGACACAAAAAGCAUAAUUACUGUGAAACAUAUUAAUAAAAAACAUUAACACAUAUAGCAGAUCAUCAUCAUCAGAGUGUGCGAUUGUUUUAAUGAGUCACAGAGGUGAUGAAACGACUUCAACUGAAAACUCCCUCCUGAAAUAUGACUCAGAGACCUCUGUUUGUGUGUGUGUGUGUGUGUGUGUGUGUGUGUGUGUGUGUGUGUGUGUGUGUGUGUGUGUGUGUGUGUGUCGCUGGAUUAGCUUGUAUUGUGUUAGCUGCAGGGUAAGAGGAUCAGACAUGGUGAUUAAACUGCCACUGAAGGCAUUUUGGGGUUUUUAAUCUGUCCAACAAACAGCCAACACACACACUCACACACACACAAACACUCACACACACAGUCACACACACACACACACGCUCACAACCUGAGGUGUUAUAUCUGCACAUAAAGUGAAGAUUGUUUUUAGCUGAAGGUGAAAGUAUGUUUUUAUCUCAGAGUUUCAGUUGUUGAAUUUGAAGCAGAGUGAGACAUCACUGCAGAGAUGGUGACAGAGUGAACUAAUUUCAGAUCAGAUCAGCUGACUGAUGAUCACCUCUUACAUCUCUGUAUUACAGGUGUGUGUUUUCUUUUUCUCCUCUUCUAUUUCUGUAGCAUCAAAGUGUCUGUUCAUGACAGGAAGUUACCUUAUUUUGGUGGGAAGUUCAUCUUUACUAGCCUGUAGGGGGCAGUGUCACCGAUCACACCCACAUUAAUCUCUCUGUUAUGCUUCAUAUGAAGAGCAAAGAUGAAGAGGACCAAUCAAACCCGUCCCAUGUUGGCGCCUCGUCCCGUCGAUUCAAACGUUUAAUAAUCGCUCCGUCUCUGCCCACGGCGUCCUCGUUCUGUCACUGGGGCGUGUCGUAUUGUCGAUGUGCUGUCGUGUUGUCGAUGGGCGCACUGACGGAUGAAGUGUUCAGAGCUGCUGCUCAGUCCAGUUAUCUCCGAUCAAUAAAUCAAUACAGCUCCACCUGUGAUGUCAUCGAUCAGCCGGUGGUCGAGCAGAGAUGGACCAAUCAGAGGUCAGAGCUCAGACGGAGACGGAUGGUUUUAUCACGGCAGAUUUAACCGCUUUCAGAGUGAUUUAUAGUUUCCAGAUUUCACAUCAAUAUCUCAUCUCUCAGUUUGAACCUUCAGACAAAAGACACGCUCAGAGUUUAAAAACAGGUUUAAACGACUUUGACCCAAAUUAUUUUAACUUUAUUUAAAAUUUAAAUGUAUUUAACCUUUAUUUUAACUGGGUCAUUACCUCUGAGAUACAAAAACCUCUCUUUUAAAAGAGUCCUGGCUAAGAUAGGAACUAGAAACCAUCAAAUCAACCAAUAGAUUAUCAGCAUUUAGAGGUGGAACAUGGUCAAACAAUCUUAGUAUUAAAAUCUUGUUUUCUGCCUCAUUAAUGAACCUCAACAGCUUUAAUUUCAUCCCUCCUGCUUCAAAUAUUUAUAUUUGCAGUUUCCUCUUUUUAAAAUUUGUAUCUUUCUUGUAGUUUGCAUCUUUUCCUUUACAUGUAGUCUGUUUCUCUGUAAGACAUCGUCAGAGCUGCUCCACUGUGUGUGUGUGUGUCUAUGCUGGACUCUGCACUGCUUUCUGUUAUAUAAGGAGGGUCUGGAUUGAUUGGAGCAGAGGGGACAGUUGUUGCACAGCCUCUUCUUUGCGUUACGUGCAACUCCAGAAUGUAAAAAUCAGAGAGCAUGAUCCACCUCCUGUGAAACUCUCAGCAUAAAUAAUCAGUUUUUCACAUUAGUGAGUACAGUACUGACACUGCAGGUGAUUUGACUCUGCAAACAUCAGUCAGACCAACCAGAGGAUUAAAUACCAGCAGUCAUUUUACAGAGCAUGCUCUUACUUUUCUAUGUUACUCUUAUAUCUUGUGCACCUGCAUCACCUAAUAUGUGUUUCUUUAUAUUUUUAAUGCAACAAUCUUAUUCACUCAUACAAAACUAUGCUUGAAGUUAUGUUUGCCAUCAAAUAAAUAGUAUCUCUGAUGUACUCUGUGCUGUUGAUUUCUUUAUGUACUAUGUCGCAAAAACAGAAAAAAAAGGGAUUCUGCAAAAAUGUUAGUUUUUCUUUUUCAUUCAGAGCGGUCUUCCCGCUCUUCGUCCCGCUGUUUCCUCUUCCUGUCUGUGUGAUCAGGAGUCAAAGGUCAGCCUACUGUCAGAGAGGAUAAUUGAGGUUUCAGUUUGUAAUUAAGACGAGAGUGAAGAUAAAUCGAGAAAGGAGCAGGUAGCUUUAGCGCCCAAAGGACAGACAGAGUAAUCAUGGACAGACAGAGGACGGACUGAGGACACCCCUCAGAGAUUAUUCAGGAGGAUGUAGAAAUAAUUCAGGAGGAGGUAGAGAUUUUUCAGGAGGAGGUAGAGUAAAACAAUAACGAUAUAUCAAAAAUUAAUUUCUCUCAAUAUCAAUAUAAAACAUGGUCAAUAUGCUUUUUGAUAGUCGGCAUUCUGACAUGUUUUGUUAGACUAUACAAAUAGCCAAUGAAACGGGGAGUUGCUCCAGGUCCACUUCGCGCUGAUCCAAUCAUGUGCUGAAUUAGAAUAAAGUAUAAAACAACUGCAUAGUAGCAGACUGCAGCUACAAGCAAUCAUAGCACUUUAACACGUAAUGCCGACAGCACUGUCGGUGAGAAAAAAAAGAAAACGAGUGCUACCCCCGGCAGAAAUGAAGAUGUUGGCUCAACGGAUGACCACAUUGUUGACAACACUGGUACGAAAACGUUGGUGGUGUGGAGGUAUUUGGUUGUUUUAAAGUCGGACAUGAAGCAGAGUAAUGUGCACUGCAAAUUAUGUCGAGUACAUGUUCUCUCAAAGCCGGGGAAUAACUCAAAUCUUUUUCACCACCUGAAGCAGUGCCACGCAGCAGAGCACGCACAAUGCAAAAGGUUACAAACCCCAAGUGGAGCAAGGAGCCCAUGGCGCCUGUGCGGUCGAAACAGCCGACCAUUCGGUCCGCUCUCUCUAGCUCAACGCCUUACGACAAAAUGUCAAAGAGACCCAAAGAACUCACAGAUGCAGUAGCUUAUUGUUUUGCAAAAGACAUGCCACCAAUAAACACUGUUAAAUUUCAUUUUUUAUAUUGUAAUAUGUAUCGAUAUCGACUGAUAUGAAAAAAAUAUAUUGUAAUAAACUUUUUCCAGUAUUGUCAAGCCCUAAGGUAGAGAUUUUUCAGGAGGAUGUAGGGAUUAUUUCCGUUGGUGUUGAGAUUGUACAGGAGAAUCUGUCGGACAGUUUAUAUGUUUUUCUCCUUAACUCAUAUUUUCAUGGUCAUUUUUAAGGUUUCAUAGAUCCUUGACAUGGUUAGAGGAGUAAAUUUGUGUGUGUGUGUGUCCUGAUGAUGGAUGUGUCUCUAAUGAAUCUGUGUAUUUUGAGGUCAAAGGUCAGAUAAAUCAAGGUGCCUCUCUACAUGUGUCCUGAAUAAGAUGAAUGAUUUCUCCUUCAGUAACAAUCUGUGAACCAGCUCCUCCUCAUCAUCACCUUUACAAUUCUGAUCGUGUCUUUUCAUCUUCAUCUCCUUUUUUGUCUUCUUUCUCUCCUCCUUAGGUACUUUCAUCUUCCUGUUUAUUCCUCUUCUUUUUCGUUUCCUUUCCCCUUUUUUUCACUUCAUCUUCUCUUUAUUCCUUCUUUUUUCCUCCUUUGUUUUCUUUCUCUCCUUUUAUGUCUCCCAUUUUUGUUUGUUUUUCAUCCAUACCUCUUCCUCUUCAUCCUCAUCUCAUUAUCUUUGUGCUGAUUUUCUACUCAUACCUUCUUUUCCUUCCUCUUUUUAUGUUUUUCUCCUUUAUUUUUUCUUCUCCUCCUCAAAAAAACACAAGGAUAUAAACUUUUAUUUCCUUCUCAGCUGUUAUAUCACCCGAGUUGCUUCCAGAUUCCUCACUAUAAGCGGACGUAUGUGUUUGUAGUUUCCUGUAUUUCCUGCAGUGAAGAGAACGUUUCAGGAGGAGAGGGAUAAACUGUCUCUUCAUGGUGAAAAUAUGAGCUGACCUGAUUUCAGUGUUGGAGUUUUUAAAAGCUGUUCAGGCUCGAAACGCCUCAUGUUCACAUUUUGAUGAAAUAAAGAUGGACUACAGGAGCUUUAAAAGGCUCUGAAUUAAGGAUGAUCUCUAACUUUUACAUAAACUCUUCACUGAAUAAAACCUGAAACAUUCAGAGAGUCAAAGUGAAGCAGCUGAGGGUUUAAACGGAGUCCCAAAUGAGGAGGAGGCUCCACGUUCCUCGACUCGGCCCUCUGUUUUAGCUAUUAGCACGUUAGCAUCUUAGCCUGUUAUUGGCACUUUGGCGACCAGCUGUUGUGUUGAAUCAGAUGCUGUUAAUUAUGAAUAUGACCCUCUCAUAACCCACACUAACACUGUGCAAUAAACGCUGAUUUAAAAUGAAAGCUGCGGUGUACAGCGAGAAACAUUUUAUUUACUCUCACAGUUUUCUGAAUGGCUAAUGUAAGUGUGUGUGUGUGUGUGUGUGUGUGUGUGUGUGUGUGUGUGUGUGUGUGUGUGUGUGUGUGUGUGUGUGUGUGUGUGUGUGUGUGUGUGUGUGUGUGUGACACACAGAGAGAGCGAGAGUGUUAAUGGCAGAGCAGCAAUAAAGCAUCCUUUGAGACUAAAGCAUAAAUGAUUCAGAGUUAGAGAGCAACAUUUACACACUGGAGGAAAACUUAAAGAUGCUGUGAACACACACACACACACUCUACACACACACUUACACAUACAGGAUUAUGAAAACAAACAUUGAAUAUUAAUACUCUCAACCUCAGCAGAGCUUCAUAACAUAACAUAAGAUACACAGAUGUUGUCGUACACUUCUGAGUGUUUUCUAUCUUCUCUGAACAGCUUGUUUUGAUAUAUGAUCACAAGCUGACAUCAAGCUCUGCCGUCCAAUCAGAGCGAUGCUAAAGGACAAGCCCACCUGGAGCUGUAAAGUCUGUUUCUGCUGCUGGACUUCAUCCUCCUCUCUGCUUUUUGUUGGUUCAGUCUGUCUCUAAAGCAUAGACUGUAUAUAGAAUCGACAGCGUCUGCCUCCUCGCUGGGUGAAGCCACUCCGAGAACAGCGCCCUCUGGUGACGGGCUGCAGUAUAGGUCAUAAAUCCCGCCUCCGCCAAGCAAAGCUUAUGGAGCUGUGGACAAACUUUAGAAAUUUAUUACACAUGACAUAAAUGUUUCUCCCCCUGGUUGCGAUGUUGACAUGUAGUUAUUGUAAGACUGGUUUGUGCUCAAGUCCUCUUUUUUCUGUACAGCUCCGUUUUUAAAAGUUAUUAGGGGGUUCAUGUUUUCUAUGAUUUACACCUGAUACAGCCUAUUGGUGUUCAGGGAUUGCAUAGCUCAUCCGGGGAUACACUGUUUGAGCCGAGCGACAUCACAGUGACUCUCGGCGACUCUCCCGCCGAAUGCGCACAACGCUACUGCGCAAUGCUGGUUUCAGAAAAUGAAGAAAAAUCGCUGAAUUACCAAGAGCUUUUCAGCUUCAGAUCCCUAUACUGGCGGGAGGCGGAACCAAGUUGUACAAGUUUUCUUUUGGUUGUAAAGGAAAGUCUCAGAUAUUUUCACUCCUCAAAGACGAAAGCUCCAGAAAACAGCCGGAAGUUAUUUGUUUGUUUGUGCUCACCACUUCACUUUGGGCUCCUUUGUCAACAAAGGCCAAUACAAGCUGGAUUUGAGUCUCAGCUGUUACUGAAACCUAGAGCCAUUCAUCUAUAAAGACCUUCAUGAAGUUUGAAGACACAAAUGCACAGAAUAGGUCUAUAGCUGUGUAAAAAGUUACAACCCCAGUUUGUGUCUAACUGGCUGAAUAGAGCUGAAAAUGAGGGUUUUCACAAACACGGCAUCUAUGUUUGUUUCUGUUCAGGGAUGAUGAUUGUGAUGAUAUUUCAGACAGUCUGCAGGAGGAGCUCUGAAUGUUUUGGCCUCACUUUAUGGAGCUAUCAUAGUGUCCAUCUUUGUACAGUCAGUGAGUGUGUGUGUGCAUUUCCUCUGUCUGAGGACGCUGAAGGCAAACUUUAAAUGUUAGUGGAUGUGACACCAUGUUCUCUGUGUGUGUCUGUUGGGAGAACAAACUGCUGACUCCUGCACACACACACACACACACACAAACACACACACUCAAUUAAACACACACACACACAUCUCUGGAGGCUGUGUGUGCAGGAUGAAGGUGAGAGUGAGGAUGAAGAGUGCUCAUCCUCCUCUGCAGUAAACAUGAUCUGCACAUUGAACACAUUGGCAGUGUGAGUGAAGGAGCUAUGUCGCCCCCUGCAGGCUGCUCAGCUCAUUACAGAUCAGAUGGAAACACACAGUCCACAGUGAGAAUCACAGGAGUCUGCUGCUCUGUGAAAACAUUUGACUUUAAGACAGAAUCAGAAGUUUUAUGAUUGUAGUUCAAAAAUUAGUUUUGAGUUCAUAGUUAAGGGAAAAAUGCGGAAAGUUUGAAGAAAAGAGUCUCAAGUGUGUAACAAACAAACACAACCGGUGUGUGUAUGAGCAGGAAACACACACUCAGGCUGUGCCAGAGUUUGACGGUCGGGGGAGGAGAGGAAGAGAUCCAUCACUGAUCAGAUUCAGAGAGGACAGAAACUUUAAUUAAUUCAUUUUAUUUUAAUCUUUGAUAGGAGAGAAAUAAAAGUGCUGAGCCUUAGAAACAAAGAAGAGGAGGAGGAGUAUGAAGAAGAGGAGGAGGAUGAAGAAGAAGAGGAGGAGGUGUAGAGGAGUUUCAGUCACAGAGACCAUGUAGAAGGUUUCUGUUAAAGUGUCUCUGCUGUAUUAUGAUAUUCUGACUAAAUUCAUCUCUACAUAUAGUCUCAGCGAACCUCUGGCUCCCCCUUGUGGCCACAGACCGAAGUGCGGCUUCAAACAGAUAUCGCUGAGUCAGCAUCAAAUUUCUGCUGAUUGUCUGAAAAGUUAAACUGAGGGUUUUAAUCUGAAUAUAAAGUUUGAGUCAGCAGCUCAGACUGAACUUUAAUAACUCUGAGACAGGCUCUUUCUCUCUCUUAACUCGAUUCUGUAGGAGACAUUAGACUCUAGUUUGUGGGCGUGUCCUUAUCGCACAACCGCUGCCAAUCAGAGGUCAAAAAGUCUGGACAUCAAUUAACCCUUAGGUGAAGGUUAAUUACCUUUAAAGUCUAAUUUAACUUCUCCAUGUCUUCUUUCUCUGUGUUGGUCAGAUAUGGUGACAUGGUUCCAAAGACCAUCAUGGGGAAGAUCUUCGGCUCGGUGUGUUCUCUGAGCGGCGUGCUCGUCAUCGCUCUACCUGUGCCCGUCAUUGUGUCCAACUUCAGCCGAAUCUACCACCAGAGCCAGAGAGCUGAGAAGAGACGAGCCCAGAAGGUGAGCAUACACACACAUAAACACAAACACACAAACAAGCACAUACAAACUUAUCACUGAUGUUUUCAAUCUCGUCUCUGAGGUUUGACUGCAGAGAUCAUCAUCAGCAGUGAAAGAAGAUUUAUAAAGAGACAAACACAAACAGGAGUCUGUCCACAGCUGUGUUUGUGCUUGUUUCUUAAUGUUAGCGUGUCGCUCUGUUAAUGAUCCACAGGAGAGAGCAGAGGAAGGCAGAGAGGAAGCUGAGAGCUGAUCUGCUUCCUCCAAACAUCAACAUUUUAUGGGUUCGAGUAAGACAUCUUUGUUUAUUUCUCGGAAACAGUCAGAGACGGAGAUGGGGGACGGUUACAGACCAGACCUUUCUGUUUCACACAGUCUGACUGCAGAUCUGACCAACAGUUAAACACUGAGACACUCACACACACUUUUAAACUCUCUAUCUACAAAGAUAUAAAACACACACACACACACACACACUUUAAAACUCUCUAUCAACAAAGAUAUAAAACACACACAGUAAAACUCUGUAAGCUCAAUAUUUUUCACUACUCACAUACUAAGUAUCUGAUGUCAUAUUUACAUCUUGUUUUUACAAGCUAACAUCUUGUCUAAAUAGGUCACUAUCUUGUUUAGUAUUUCAUUGUUCUCACAAGUAUCUUAUGGCUCAGAUAUUUUUGGUGCAAGAAAGCAUCUUGUUAACACAAUUUGGUAUCUUCUUAACUUGCUGAUAUCUUGAUUACACAAGCUCAUUUCUUGUUCACAGUAUUAUAACCUCUUUCACACACUGUUGUAUCUUGUUGACAUUUAUCAUCCUGUUGGUCCCAGAAAGUAUCUUGUUCACAAAUCUGGUGUUUUGUUUUCUGAGGUAAACUUCUUGUUAUUUUUCCACAGCAUUUAGUAUCUUGCGCACAUCAAGUUUCAUUUUCACACACUUUUAUAUCUUGUUCACAUUAGUUAGCACAUAAUUUUGUUUACAUGAAAAAGUAUCCUGUAAACACAAGUGUAGGUGUAUACAUGCAACUUUAUCUUGACCGUAUAAUCUUGUUGGCUAAGGUUGGCCAUUGAUGCACAUCAGUCAGUAUCUUGUUGAUGUAUCUGGUUUGUGGCUUGUGGCCAUUAUCCCGUUCAAACUAGUUAUUAUUUAGAUAAUCAAACAAUCUCGUUAAGACAAAUAAAACAAACAUGUGUAUCUUGUUCAAACAAAUUUGUAUCUUGUAAGAACUUUUGUCUUGUUAAAACAAAAAUAAGUUUACUGACCACUUAAUCUUGUGAACAAAAGUUAGUGCCUGAUCACAGUAUGGUAUCUUGUUGACAUGAUUUUUUAUCUUGCUUACAUAUACUGUCAUCUUGUGUCCCAACAUCCUUGUUCAAACAUACAAUCUUGUUCAGAAAAAAAAAUAUUUUGUUUGCAUUAAUUAGCACAUUUUUAAAAGGUUGUAUCUUGUUCAGAGUUGAAAUCCAACAGUAUUUUUAGACAAGUAUCUUGUUUAAAAAGUUGGUUUCUUAUUUAAAACUAAUUAUCUUGUUUGCCAUGGUAGUCACUUGCUGCAUGUAUUUUGCAUGCUCACUACCAAUGCGCACAAACAAUCAUGUUCACUCAGGAUUUAAUCUUGCCCUGUUUCACUACUUUAUCAUCUUGUUCACACGGGAUCAUUUUCUACUAAAUUCAAUAUGAAUUUUUGGGAAACCGUCUUCAUCUGUUUAUGAUUUCAGACUCUGACUUCUGAAGAUCCUACAAAAACAAAUCAGAUUAGUCAGAUUUUGAUCCAUUCUCUUUUUGUCCUAAUACAUCUUUUGUGUACUCCAGUACUUCAGGGCUAAAUGGAUGUGUAUGGUGUAUGUGUUCACAAACAGAAAACCAGGCUUGCUAGAAUUCACGUGGUGAAGAGCGGAGGGGCUAGCGCUUAUUUGCAGUACAAACGCAGCCAGCUGCUGAUUGACCUCGAUGAGGAGGUAACCACGGAGACGCAGCCGUCGUCGUCGGGUGGUGCUGGUGUUUUCUUUUUUGUCUUUUUUUUUUUUUUUUGGUUUCCCUUUCUUUGCUGUUUCUCUGUCUUUGCUGAGCUGUGACAGAAGCUGCUGCAGGCGGCUGCAUGCUGGAUGCUCCAUGAGAGGACUGGCUUCUGCUGCUGUCACUCUGUUUUCACUCACUUUGGUUUAUCAUGACUUCAUCAUUUCUGUCAUGUUCAGCAGGAAUACUUUCCACCAAACACAGCAGAUCCUGGAAACACAGCACCACAUCCACUUACUGUAAAUCCUCUAAUACAUCAGUGUCCUGUUUUUUAUUUUAUUUUAAAAUUUAUCCAGUUUAUCAAACUCAGAUUCUCAAUUACAGUGCCAUGAUGCACAACAGAGUAUUUAUUUAGUCACUUCCUGAAAAAGAUGCUUUUUACUCACUCACUCCAGAAAGUAAACUAGUUAUAAACUGUAAAAUAGUUCACAUCUAUCAAGACUGUCCUUCUCAAUCCAACUCAUUAUACACUAUAAAUUAAUUCUAGUCAGGAUUAGAGUGCACAGUGCAGCUCUGAGCAGCAAAGUGGAGGUGCUAAUAGUCAGCAGUAAUCUCAAUCAAUAAAAUGAAAACUUAGUGUUGUAUGUGAUCAUUGUACACUCCCUUAUGAGUUUUUUUUUCCAGUUUCCAUAACAGAAAUAACAAGCCAGCCUUUAUUCACUCAGGCCACAGAUUGAAUACUGUACAGUAUUGGAGGAUUUACGGUAUUUUCACUUUUACUCGCCUUUUUUUUGUAAUAUUCUCUAAAAACAAUUAUAUUUAAACACAAAUGUCAGAACUUCAUUGGCCGGCUGUCGCUCACACAGCAGAAUCAUCGAAUAGCUGAAUGUCUUUAAGCGUUAGCAGCCAUGCUAUUUCGGCUAAACCAGUAGUUUGUCCUUGCAGCCUGGUUAAACAAAUACCGAUCAAUAUCCUUAGCAAUUUAUAACACUCCCACUAAAAUCACAUAUUUGGUCUCUUUAUGUGGUACAAACAGGAAGUGUUACUGCUGAACUCAAGCGUGUGUGUGUCCACCUCACUGUCUUUCAUUCUUGCUCUUUCUUCAGUUUUUCUCUCACAUUGACUCUUUUAGUCCAGAAACACUCUCCAUCUCUACAUUUUAUCCUCUCCCUUUUCUUCUUCUGUGUUUCUUUCUUUUUGAUCUGUAUGCAUUUUGAUUGGCUCUCCCGUGUGACUCGGCUGCCGACUGACUGGCCUUGUGCUGCUCAUGGCAUCAUCACUACGCGCCUUUGGUCCAUCCCGGCGUGGAGGAAUGAGAAAAGGCUGAGCAGCAUGUGAAUCAGCCAACUCCGCGGCAUGCAAAGGGGUGGAGUCAGUGUGACGCGGAGGGGUUGGCUUGGAUAAACUGACCUUUACAGGAGUGGUCUGACAUUUACAGGAAGUAGCUUGAGAGUGUCUUACCAAAGGACAGUCUGAUCAGGAGACAAACUUGUUUGGAGAUCUUGUUUGACUUAUUCAGACACCAGCUGAGCAGAGAGAGGGGAGCAGAGACGCGACUAAGAGAGAGAAAGAUCGCAGAAGGUUCAGUGAUUUGGUAACAGGUGAGGCUCAUUAUUUUCAAGAGUCCCUGGUCGUUAUAUCUGUCAUAUCUUUAAGGAUCUCAGGAGUAAGAUUCAGGACCUUAGAGGUUCAAUCAAAGAACAAUGUCCUCUGAUUUUUGCUAGAAAGCACAAGACUAAGGUUUGUCAUUUCUUACCAACUUCCACAGUGCAAAGAUCCCGACUUCCCAGAUGAAACCAAGACUUACCCAGAAUUUUAACCGCAUCCGGAAUGGCUCCGAUCCAGAAUGGCAGCAAUUUCCGCCGUCUGCCAAUUGUAAGGCGAAUUUUGUGGCAGAUUGCGGAAGGCAGGAAUCACGAGAACUCACAAGAACCCGCAGAUUCAAGUGCAAUCGCGCGAUGACAAGUUGUCUUUAGCCACAAAUAGGCUAACCAUAUAAGCCGUAGAUUGUGUCCUUCCAGAGGAGGAAAUCUACUUCUAGACAGCAUCCUCUCAUCCAUGGUGUCAUCGGGGUGAAAUGCUGUCUAUUAACCUUUCACUUGUUCGUCUCCGCCCAUUUGCAUGAUGUGAAAUACGAUCCGCCUGAAACACAGAGUGUUUUAUUUUGAAAAGAAGCCAGAUGUUUUAUUUUGGGUCUGUGCCCAACUUCCUUUCCAGCACGGGUUAAUCUGUGCUAAAUUUAUCCGGCAUGCUCCGACAUCCGGAGAAAAAAGAACUCUUGCGAUAAUCUGUGGAGUCCGGUGAUCCGCAGUGAAACAGAAAGAAGCCGGUGGAAAUUGACACAUUAACUUGACUGGUCUCGAUCAGCUACGAUCAGUGGAUACGGCCUUUUCGUAGCCAUCCUGGAUUCAGUGGAAAUUGGGGGUAAGGACUGUGCCCUGUCUUUUCACCCUGGAGAGGUGCACUGAGGAUGCAUUUCCAUCAAACUGUCAGGGUCAGUUUUGUUUGAUGGGGUUUACAGUUAUUUGUGUUUCCACUGUCAAAAGCUGGGAAAGGUUCCAAAAUAAGCAAUCUAUAUCAUCCUGGCAUCAGGGCAACUUUCUGCUGGGGAACCAAGCCUCCCUACCAUUGAUGGAAAGGCACCCUUAUAGUCUUCAGUGAUGAGCUUCUUCAGGGUCUCUCUAAGUCAGUCCCCUGAUGUUUUCAGAUGGACCCCUGCAGUGAGGGUUAAGGUACAGGUUUGGACUCUAAAUAAAGUCAGUCCAGAUCUCACUGACGGGUGACACAGUUACUUCCUGAGAUGUCAGGCCGCUCUGUCGUCAGUCCCUCAGCCCGCCCAUCAGCGUCACACUCAGUCUGAACCCUGAGCAGUGUGAGUACGGUGGCUCUCUUGGAUCAAAUGAGGCUCAGGUUCAAAUAAAGUAAAACACAUUCAGAGAGGCAGAUACACAGAUACUGAACGGCUGCUGUCAGCCACCUUAGUUUGAACCAGUGAGCAGCCCGCCGCUUUCUGACUAACCCUGAGGCAGGAGGGGAUUGUGGGUAAAAACUGGGUGGUGGAAAUGUUCUCACAGCGAGGAGAAGAAGAAGAAGGUGAGAACGUCUAACCUGUUCCUGAAGGCUGUCCUGGGAUCUCUCCUCUUUUUGCUGUGGUUCUGGAUGCAUGCAGGAUCGUCCAAUGAAGGGCUGACUCUGUGGUCAUGUGAUUUGUGUUUGUACCCUGAAGGCAUCGAAGGAAGCUGGACAGGCGCUGGUGUGUAAGAUCAACCCCAGCUUUGAGGUGCACCACCAUCACCUUCUGAACUGUCUGGAGAAAACCACGGUGAGAUUGUGCACCCACUCAUUAACACACACAAACAGAGACACACACAGACACACACUCUGUAAUAGCAAACAUAUAAUAACCUACUAACCUCAUGUGUUUUCCUUGAUUGUCCUCGUACUCCUCGCCUCCCGCCUCAGAAUCACGAGUUCGUGGAUGAGAAGACGUACGAGUCGAGCUGCAGGGAGGUGACUCUGCUCAAACAGGUGUCUCGCUCUUCCUCCAUCUCCUCUGCCUCACCUCACGGUUUCACCUGCUGCAGCCGCAAGAAGAGGAAGACCUUCAACGUCCCCAACUCGAACAUGUCUGUGGGUCUGCAGGGCAGCAUCCAGGAGCUGAGCACCAUCCAGAUCAGAGAGAGGCCGCUCACCAACAGGUAGGUCACCUGGACCAACACGAGGGUUCAUAAGCUGUUAUCAUGUCUGCAUCUUCGUUAAAUUUACCUUUCUACAGUCUGAUGAUGUUUCCGUGAUGGAAGCAAAGACAGUGACUGAACAUUAGGUUGUCUCAGUUUUACUCUAAAGGCUCAUUUACGCUCGCCAUACGUAUGAAAAUGAAUGCGUCCAUUUCAAACGGUGGUUCCGUCACUGCCCACAUACCUCAAUGCGUUCUUUACGUUGGCAUGGAUGUUACCCAUUAGGAGACAGAAACGGAGGCAGCGUUGGAGGAGGCGGUGGCAGGUCAGGCCACUAAAUGCCUCGCGGUUGGAGGACGGAGAAUUCUUUUCUCUAGUAGUACCGAUGACAGAAAUUGCAAUGAUCCUCAAAAAGCUCCGCCAUUGUCUUUUUCGUUUCUCUCGAGAGAUGUGUAUCAGGUAGUGACAGCAGCAACACUGCCCCCAUGGUUUCCGGUGGUACUGCUCCGUCUGGUCCGUAUCCGUAAAUGAGCAUAGAUGAGCCUUAAGAUGGUCUCUUCCAGCUGGACGUGUUAGUGGAUAUGUUAAGUCAGAGUGUUUCCCUGACUCUAUCUAUGUAAAUUUUGAAUCAGAACUUGUUUUUAUUUGUCAAAAUCACCCCUUGGUGUGGUUUUUAUUGGGCCUCCAUAUGUAGUCAACUCUAGAGACAGGUUUAUGGUGCUGCUUCUGUUCUCAGAGCUCUUUGAGAAGGUCCUAGAUGUUUUACACAGAGACAUUAGCCUCAGUCAUACUCAGAGAUAUGAGCCAUGCUCUCAUACUGUAUAUAAACACAUGGCCCCAGAGAUCAUGUGACGCUGUAUUCCCAUGUACAGUCAGACAGCAGGAAUUCAGAAUAUGUCCAGCUGUGGGAGGCUGUGGGAGGUCUGGGAGCUCUGGGAACUUUCUCCCAAACAUGGACAGCUGGGAAACAAGCCGUCUCCUGUUUCUGUCCCGGUCCCUACAAUCACCGCUGAAGCUAUGCUGAGUCUGACCGAGUCCGAGAGACACAAACUGUCACUGCUGCGGCCCUGCAGACUCUCACAACAGUCAAAUUGUAACACUGCAGAAUGAAGCUGGGUUUAUACUCGUGUCUGAUUCUGCAGUGUCCGUUUCAGAUGCUCAGUCCUCCUUUUGUCGUCUUCUCGUCCCUCUGAAUAAUCAUGCUGAGUCUCUUAUGUGUCCUCUCUCUGUAGUCGCUCCAGCAGGUCCAGCCUUAACGCCAAAAUGGAGGAAACAGUCCCUCUGAACUGUGAUGAGUCCUAUAUCACCGCCGCCGUCAUCAGCAUGCCCACCCCGCCCGGCACCACGCCUGAAGGAGAUGACUCAGCCAGCUCCACCGACUACUCCCAAGCUAACAUCGUCCGAGUAUCUGCACUCUAGAAACACCAACAGGGAAACUCCACCCACCCAGGAGGAAGACAGGUAUCAGGGAGUCAGGGGUCAGGGGUCAAUAACCCUGGCACCAUAUCAGACUCAGAGGGCGGGGUUUGAACCAGGAGUCCAGGAAGGAGGUGACGAGUUAGCUCGAACAGUCUGACUCUCUCGGAGGAAAAUAAUCUGAUGGUUCAUUAACUCGGCUAACGUCAGAGAAGACUCUCCAGUCUGAGAGCAGAACACCUGAGAGCACACAGCACACCUGACCUGUCUGAGAUUAAUUUCACUCUUUAUUUUCACUCCUGUCUGUCUCCGACUCUGAUGUCUUCAUUGUAAAGGUAGCUGAUAGAUUUUUAUUCUGCACGCAGAUUAAAGGAACAGUCUUACAUUUUGAGGAUUACAACAUUAACCACCUGAGAGUGAGGUGAUGAGAAACUGCUAGCUUAGCUUAUCCCCGUCUACCCCCCGACAAUUAAAACUUUCUCUUAUUGGUUAUUCAAUCUGAGGCCAGAUAUAUAAAAUUACAAAAUUUAGCGGUCAGUGUCCAUCCUUCAAGGUGUAAACUUUGAAAUUGAACAGAUUAAAACUGAAAGGUCCAAGAUGCAAGUUAUGUUAGCAUGUUUCUAUUAACUUUAUCUUCUUUAUAUUAAUUUUUCAUCUUAUUUAUUAAUCAUAUGGACACUCUACUUUUUAGGAUUGUCAUUUAUUUAUUCAUGUAUUUAUUAAAGUCGUUUUCUUUACAUUUUUUCAUUUUUACUUAUAUGUGUAUUUGUCUUUAUUUUUUUAAGUCGCUCAUUUUACACCGCUCCAUUUUAUAUUUCUAAAUAUGUAUGUGUAAAUAUCGUUAAAUAAUAUAUUAAUAAAGCUAAAGCCAGCAUGAUUUGGAUUUUAAGAGUAACGGUUAUGAAUCAGGAUUAAACAAUAGUUUUUUCUCAAAAUGACGAACUUUUCCUUUAAUCAGCUGCUCCUGUAGGACAUGUUUUAUAAAGAGGAACUCUCUGAGCAUGCUCAGUGUCAGCGUUAGUGUGUGUUCCUCUGCAUGUGAAUCUGACUGGAUGCAGGUCAGUCUUUGUGGAUUUUAACCGUCCUGGUCCUGGUCCUGGUCCUGACUCUGUAGAUAUUCAGCGUUUUUUACUGAAUCUAUUUGUUGGAGCGGACUGUCCUCCUCUCUGCUGUACAGAAACAACAACAACAACACACCUGAACUGAUCACACCUGAACUGAUCACACCUGAACAGCCAUCCUGGAAAUGUUGAUGUCAGUUUGUAAACCUGUGUCUGUCUCUGAGCCGCUCUCAGUGUGUGUGAGUGUGUGUGCGCACGCAUGUGCGUUUGUGUGUGUGUUUUCUUGCUUGCAGGUAUAUUUUUUUGCACCUGUUGCCCUGAUAGACUUUUAUUUUGUUGAUGCGCUGUUAGAGAGGACAGUGUUUGUACAGACUCAGAUGUUUUUCUGCAGAUUUACAGAUACUCUAACAGUCACCCUUUAAAGCGACAUUUCAGUAUUUUUGAGGUGAGGUUAUAAGUCCAUGAGUUACAUGUCCCUUGUUGGUGGUUUAGCAUCAGUGGAUGUUGGUCAGCCCAGCCUCUUUUAUAAGAAACUGCAGGGAGGACCGUCACAUGAUCAAGGCCACAGCUUUUUUCAGAUAGUGUGACUCUGAGCGUAACAUUCAUCCCAGAUUAAAAGUACACUCUACUGUACUGGUACAGAUGAGUGACUGGGUCAGAGUCUAGCUGAAUGAUGUGUCACAGUCACUGUAGCCUAGCUUGCAAGUAGGUUCUCCCUACAGGGGACCAAGCUGACCAAAAUCUGAAGUGACUCAAACUUUCACUAAAGACAUCUAACUCAUACAACCUAACUUCAAAAAUACUGAAAUAUCCCUUUAAUUCUGUAAAACGUCCUAAGUUUGACCUUUUACACUAAAUUCCCCGAUAAACUGAGCAGACUGGAUGCUGUUUGCUGCUCCUGUUUUAUAAAUCUUUAGCUUUUAUUUUGCGUGUUCGCUACUCUAGCGUUAAUUGUUUAAGAAAUGACGUCCUAUCAGUAUUUUAGAUUUAUAUAUUUUAGCGUUAGCUGCCUGUGCAUGAAGUUUUCAUCCCUGUGUGUUGUAGCUAGCUAGCUUUCCAGACCAUAUGUAGCAGUGGCUAAAGUAAGCAGCUGAAAACUAUCAGUCUGAAUUCCUCUGUUAUAUUUAUAAUCAAAUUUUAAUUUAUUUUACAGAGGAAAUUUGUUUAAUUUGUUUCCUGUCUGACGGCAAUUUGAUGUCAUUUAAAUGUGUGAGAAACUCAGGAGUCAAGGCGCGGUUAGCCUAGCUUAGCAUCAUCUCCAGCAUCUGUCAGCAGAGAGUUAAAGCACAUCUUUACCACCAAAACCAGACACAUGUUUUAUUCUGUUUGUGUGUACAUUAAACAGAUCAGACACACACUGAGUGAAUUUUAAAGUGUUAACUGAAGCUAAAGCUAACAUUAAAGUCGGUGAAUAUCAGAGUGGAUGCUUCCGUUUCAGCCUCUUCAGUCUGAAUCGCUCAGAACACAUCAUUACUCUGACCCUCAGAAGAGUUGCUCUGACUGUGUUCAUGAACCGGUCAGGAGUCACCUGUUCAAUCAGGUGAAAGGGUUCACUGAACGUUAUUGUUACCUGGUUAAAUUUGCAGAUCAGGCAGAAAUUUCCGUUUUUUGAACUAGUUUAUCUUCACAACAGAUUACUCUUUAUUUUUAAGUAAAAACACAGUGUCUCUGAAACCACCUGUACCGGUACCUGAAGGCGUCCUGUAUCCAUAGGCUGUGGGAUACCUGCAGCAGUACCAGUACCUUCUCCUACACCUGUACAUGCAUGUAGGCUACCUUUAGCCUACCUGUACUUGAGCCUGUUUCUUCUUUUGUACCUGAGGCCAUGUGUACCUGUAGCUGUUGCCUACCUGUACCUGAACCCAUAACUGUACCUGUAGGCUACCUAUACUUGUACCUGUACCUGUAGGCUUCAGGUACCUGUACAUGUGCCUGAAGGUUACCUGUAGGAUUCCUGCAGCAGUAUCUGUUCCUGCACCAUGUAGCCCAAUUCUUCUUGUGGCUGUCCCUGUCUCUGUCUCUGUACCUGUACCUGCAGGCUGGUUUCCUCCCUCUGUUGUCACCUGGAUCUAAUUUUUUUCUUCGUUCUGGACUCCCCUUUUGGACGUCUGAACAGCAGGAUUAAAGAGCACAGCAGAAUUUUCACUUUUUUCUUUGAACUCUGAAGCUUCAAACAGUGAUCGUCUGAAAACGGAUCGACUGAUUUCACCAUUUAAAGCUGAUGUUUCAAUGUUUCAAGGAUCUUUUUUUUUUUUUUUAAGAAGACAGAUGCUGUUUGACAUUUUUAGAGUGAAACUACAAAUGUCCCACCCUGCUAGCAGCCCCUGAACGCCCCUUCCCUUCAGACUGUACAGACUGGUGCAGCUCUUUGGUUCGGUUUUUACAGAAACAUGCAGCUGUCGGUUUCUGGAUGAGGGAAAAUGAUAAACAUAUUUUUGCAGAUCAUAUUCUUGGUUUGUAAAGAAGAGAUGAUUAUUAUUCUUACUGUUGCUUGUGCACAUGUGCUGUAAGUGUUGUUAUGAUGUGGUCGGUUCUUUCUUUUUCAUCGUUUCCAUAAGAAGCUGUAGCUGUUUGUCUUUGAGUUCACAUUCACAUGAUAUUUUUCUAAAGCCUUCCCAAUGAAACCUGCAUGAGAUCAGACUGAGAGAGAUAUAGACCUGUACAGUGAAAACAUGAUGAUGGAGGAUUAUUAAGAUUAUUAUUUUUUACUUCAGCUUGUGUUAUGUUGAUAAAUUAUGAAUAAUAGAGGAUAAUAAGAAAAGAGAAGCUUCAUGGUUUUAGUCCGGUGCAGUGUCUGAGUAAAUAAAAUAAAACAUUCAAACAGA
Molecule: messenger RNA, 62622 nt
Organism: Xyrichtys novacula (pearly razorfish)
Lineage: Eukaryota; Metazoa; Chordata; Actinopteri; Labriformes; Labridae
Source: the annotation of a GenBank genome assembly